CCGAGUGGUACCAGAGAAGUUACUGUAGAAGGUCGUACUUGGCAGGAGACUCAGGAAAACUUCCAUCCUCAUCCCAGGUUUCAAUUUCCAUAAACACCUCAUAAGGGCAUGGAGGAGGGAGUGUAACAAAUUGGAGAGAAAGACAGCUUAACAGACAGAGUGUAUGUGUGUCAGGGAAACAGUACAAGAAAGAGGACCGAAUAAAAGCACACUAGUUGGUGAAAUGAGAUGCACUGUCACAUCUUGUUAGGAUUCUGGUUGUUGUGAAUUAAUAACUUACAAAGCUAGAAAGGCACUGAGCUGUGUACCUGGGCAUCCAGCCUGAACACAAACUCACACUAAGACAGUCUUCAAGAAUACUGACCUGAAAGAAAACACCGGACACGUCUGGUAAGGACAUGAUUAUAUUCAGUUAUUACAAAUUGAAAAUGCUGUGGAAAUGUAUCACUGAAAAAUAUGCAGUGUGAGAAAUUUCCUAGUGUAAUGGGUUUUUCAUGCAGGUGUCAUUGUCAGGUACCAGAUCACAUCAUAUUUGUUUCCAUUUACAUUUCUGGAAAACAGUAUUAGCUAGAAAAAAAGAACAUGAAUCUGUAUGUUCCUGCUGUGCGUGAAAUAUAUUGUACAAAUAAGUGUAUUAAUAUAAUUUGGAUUUUAUAUUAGUGCAAUUUUGUUAAAACAUUUUAGUUUUACCAACAUAGUAUAAUGGUUUUCAAACAUCAAAUGUUUUUUUGCAUGUAAAUGGAAAAUAUUUAAAUUAAUAUUUAUUUUCUUUAAAUUUGCAAAUCAUUCACUGGCUAUGAAAUCUCUUAUAAAUAAAUAUAUAUAUUUAUUUAUAUUUAUUUAAAUAAAUAAGGUGGCUUUGUGAUGUGAACCAUACAGGUGUUUUUGUGAUGUGAACAAACUCUACUAAACUACAUGAUAGUGGCUCCUCAUGUAUAAAGUACUUUCAAAACCUGGAACCUGCAACCAUGUGAAUAGAUUUAUCAAAUCCACACGAGGUUCAAAGUUUACAGAUUUCUCAACCUCAAUCUCUUAAAUACACUCCGAAAUGUCUGUGUUGCUGCUAUUUAUAGAGAAUAUAAAAUCCUUAUUCAUUUUAUUCACUUUAAUAGAACUAUUUGUAAAUGUAUAAAUGUGCAAUUAUUUCCACACCACAUAUAUAUUCUUAUUGUAUUCUUUACAAUGGUGCACAUUAUGAUGAUUCCCGAAACAUUAUUAACAUUUAGAAGUUUUCAAACCACAAACAACAUUUCUUUGUGUACACCAGCCUUUCUAAAAAGUUUGGAUAAUUAUUAUUAUCCAGACUGGCAAAUUUGGCAUAAUUUAUACAAUUCUCUUAAUUCACUUAAUUUUGGAUUCUCUGUUUAGUGAUUAAACCCCAAAUAGUGCUCUUCAAACCUCAAUUCUUACAUAAAGCAUAUUAAGCCUUACUCUGAUCCAAUUCACAUAUUUUAAAGGUUUUCAAAUUGUACGGGGUACUUUUUUAAUGUCUCAGGUUUUUCAAAUGUCAAUGAAUUUGUUGUUUUCCAGACACCUUAACUAUGUUAUCACCUUUUCCAAACAUCAUAACUCACAACCGUAUGGGUCUCUGAGGUCCAAAGUAUUACUCAUUUUGUUUAUGCAAUGUUAACCAGAUAUAAUUUGUCUCUUUUUUCAUAAGUAGAACUUUCAAAAUCAUGAAAGUCUUUUUUCAAAGUACAAAAAUUGUCUGUACCCCAAGUUCACCACCAUUCACUUAAUGCAUUCUUAACCCCCCCCCCCAUUAUUCUGCAUAUAUAGUUGUGUACAGACUAAAUAUCAAAAAUUAAAUUUUCAUAUCUAAUAUGUGAUAUACAGUGAUUUUUAAAACAUUAUAGGUGUUAAAAAGAAUGUAGGCUCCCACAAAGUCACUUAUUUAUUUAUACAUAUUCCCAAACCAUAUAGAUUUUUCCCUAAUCUGCAAAAAGCAUUUAUAAACCAGAUACGUCUUGUCUUUAAAUGGAAAAAAAAAAUAGGAUUCCCAACUUCUUAAUGUGUAGAGAAUUCAAGAGAAUUCCAACCACCCAUGCUUCAUUUAUACAUGUCAAGCUUUCCAAUCCUUAAAGGCCUCAAUUUUCUAUAGCAAAAUAGGUUUAACAAAUCAAAUGUAUAUUUAGAGUAUGAAGUUUAUGAUUAAAGUCUAUAUAUAUAUAUCACAGAGCUCAAUGAGAGAAUUAGAGAGUCAAAAGAAUGUUUGUAAAGUGUUCUUUAUUUUCAUUCAAAAUGUUAUUCAGUAAAGUAUGAAUUGUUGGGAAUAGAAAGUGCAUGCAACAUAAAUAUCAAUUUCGAUUUAGGUUAAAAAAGACAAAUUAAAAGUGUUUGCUGGGAGGAUUCACACUGAAUUCUCAACAAUUCACACCCUGAUUAUCUAAUCUUCAAUUGACCAUCUUCACCUGUCUUGGGUUUGUUCUUUAGCGAUAUUAGAGAAAAUUCCCCAAGAGCAGCACAAAUGUAUCUUUAGAAAAGAUUGAGCUGUAUAAAAUAAAAUCAGAUUAAUCUGCCAGUACAAGAUCACAUCACACUUACUGUAAAACUGGCACAUGUCCCCCAGCCCUGAAAGAUACAUAAACUGAUACCAGGAUCUUCUGAGGACCUGAAAACAAUAUUUGUUGUGGUUUAUGAAGUUUACGAAACAAUUGUUAUAGACUUGGGUCACUAUCAAUAAACAAGAGGGCAAAUUAAGUAUACAUGAAGUAAAAUUUACGAAAAAUACCACAGAGAGUGAUACAAAAGUAAACAUAUAUCAACAUUGUCAAUAAAAGUUAUCUUUGGUGAAUGCUGCAAAGUAUGAGAACCACCAAACACAGCCUGGAAAUCUAGUGGUGGGCGCAUUGUGGUUGCUGGUGGUAUGGCUGUUUAGUACUCUUGAAAACAAUACAACCAUACAAUUACUGAGAUAUCAAUGAAAUCUAAAUUGUACCACAAACCAAAGUUUGACUGUUUGUCCAUCUGUGAGUGUAAGUUUAGAAUGUGAGGUAUACAGCCAAAUAAUAGCAAACACACAUGUAAAACUCAUAUGACUUGGUCAAAUGCCUGCACAUAAUCCAAUUGGAUUGCUAUGGCAUGGUCUGAAGCAAUUCUCUAAAGAAGACUGAGCCAAAAUACCUCACAGUUAUCUGCAGGAUUAAUUAAAAGCAUAGUUCUGGGUAAAGUCAACAUUUACUUAAUCUAAAGGUUCAAAUACUUUUUCACACAAAGACAAUUUGUAUUAAUUAUUUGAGCAGAUUAUAAUUAACAGUUAUGAGUUAUUUAUUUACUAUAAAGCCAAAGAAAUGUAGGAAUUCACAGGAGUUUAUAUAUCCCUUCUUUUCCUACUCUUCCUCAUGUGGAAUCACUGUCAUGCUAUGCUCUUAUUAUAUGGAAACUGUGUAUUUAAACGGAUUAUUUUAAUCUGUUGAGAUUUCUUAAAGUCAACAUUGCAGUUUUGUUAAAAGAAAGAGCUUUCUAGAACAGUUAAUGAAUGUAAUUAAGCAAUGAUCUCAUAUUCAUAUUUCAGAAACUGAAGAAUGAAGCCCCUUGCUAUUCUCCUUGUAGUGUUACUCUGUGAUGUGUCCUGGACUCAGUAUGAAGAUUCAUAUGAUGACUCUCAUUGGUGGCUUUCCUACAUAAGGAGCAUGCAAUACAGCGAUGUUGGUGCUCCCUAUAGCUACGGUGGUGCUCCUUCAUAUGAUUAUGAUCCAGGUCCCCCUGCUCCAUCUGUAAGUGACUGCCCACAGGAAUGUGAAUGUCCACCAACCUUCCCAACCGCACUAUACUGCGAUGGUCGAAACUUAAAGUAUCUUCCCUAUGUACCAUCUCGAGUCAAAUAUGCCUACUUCCAAAACAAUCAGAUCACUGCUGUACCUGAUGGUGCCUUUGACAAUGCCACUGGGUUGGUGUGGUUGGCAUUACAUGGGAACCAGCUCUUGAGUGAUAAGGUAGGCAGAAAGGUAUUUUCCAAGCUUCGAGGAUUGGAGAGGCUUUAUAUGCAAAAUAACAAUCUGACCCGCAUACCCAGUGGACUGCCUCGUUCACUACGUGAGUUAUAUCUCUCAUCCAAUCAGAUCUCCAAAAUGCCCGCUAAUGCCUUAGAAGGUCUAGAAAAUCUUACUGCCCUGGACUUACAUAGGAAUCAGAUAAAUGAAGUGGGAAGUGCACUGAGAGGACUAAAAUCCCUAGUGCAUUUGGACAUUAGCAACAAUCAGCUCCGCAAGUUGCCAGACACACUUCCUGGGUCUUUAGAACAAAUGUACCUGGAGUACAAUUACGUGAGCUCAGUGCCAUCAGAGUACUUCAAGGCAUAUCCCAAGUUGCAGUAUGUUAGAAUUUCACACAACCGACUCACUAAUGAAGGGUUCCCAGAGACAACAUUCAAUACUACCAGUCUAGUGGAACUGGACCUGUCAUACAAUCAACUGCACCGUAUACCACCAGUUAACACCAACCUACAGCACCUGUAUUUGCAGGGUAAUCAGAUUGAAGGUGAGACAAGGAAUGUUGGUAAUGUAUGGUAAAUUGUCAUAAUGCAUGAGCAGACUCCAAAAAUAGCCACUACCAAUGCAAUUACCCAUUACAUAUCUCCCUGUUAGAGUGAAUCGUAAGACCUCCUGUUACUGUUGGACCUGCUGGACAUGCUCUGAAUAGCAUAGCUGGUUCUAACAGAGCCAAAUUGCUGCUCCAUAUACCAUUAAACAGACUUGAUUUCUUUGGAAGCCCAUCUUCACCUGUCUUGCGUGAAGAUGGUAUUUCUACAGAAGCAUUUGGAGCAUAAAUUAGUGCAUCCUAGUUUGAAGAAACUGUAUUUUUUUUUUUUCAAUGCAAUGAUCCUUUUGGCCAAAAUUAUUUCCAUGCUAAUUGCCCAAAUUUAGUCUACCUUUUAGAACAGUAAACUUUGAUAAUUCGCCCCAUAGCAUCAUGGGAGGAUUAUAGAGUGCUUUCACUAGAGCUGACAGUUUUAGUAUGUGCCAGAAACGUAGAUACUCCAACAGUAAUCUUUAAAAAUACCAAGCGGGAUAUUAUUAUUAAUUAAUAUUAUUGGCCGCUGCAUUUUCUCAGCCUAACAAUAAAAUGCCCAUGGAGCCAGUAGGUCAUCUUACUUCCUACUUAGAUUUCUACUCUCCCCCUGUUGUCAUUAUGCAUAUAGGUAUUACAACACAUCUAUUUGCAUGCAAUACCCAAUGUAGAAAGCAGCACUAGGAGGCAGCAAAUCUGCCAUCCACUUACAGCUGUGUAUAAUGAAAGAUGCAAAUUGUUCUACAAGUAGUUUCAUGAUGUAAAAUAAUAUCAAUUGAAAAAAAAAGUAUCCUGCUGCUUCUCCAGGAUGCUCUCUGGGCUUGAAAAGUUUCCUGCUUGGCACUAAAAUCGCAUGGAACCUCCUAAUAUUCUAUUUAAAAUAAAACAAACCCUUAACCACAAAAUAUACCUGUAUGCUGGAAAAAUUGCUUCUUACUAGAUUGCACAAUUCUUCUUUACCAAAGCUGACUCAACACAGUUUUUAUGUGUUUAUUUUAAUUAAAAUAGGUUAAACUAGAUUGGGCUCCAUUUAUUUGCUUAAGUGUAAAGUAAGCAAAUACUAAUUGUAUUGCAGUGCAAUGCAGUAUAUGCAUUCUUCAGCUCUGUGAGUGUAGACAGUAUCACUGUUACAUUUGCAUUCUAGUGUCAUCACUCACAAAAUUGAAAAGUAAAUGUCUAGCUUUACUUACAGCUAUGGGGUUUAUUAUGAGAUUGGACACAUCAUUAAACAGAGACAUGCACAGACAAUUCAUGGCUUGGCUGUCUCUAGGGAGAGCGUUAUUGCAGGCGCAGGAGGGACAAAAGUGACACAACAGAACCUGGAACUAAGUGUUCCAGGUAGUCUCAUUGACAGCCCUGGUGGAAUGUCUUAUAGUGGACGCAAUUUUUACAAAUCCCUGCAGCUAUAAACCAUUCUCAGAAAUGAGAGUGAGCUCAGGGUACUGCAUGCACUUUGCAGUAAUACAGAAUGCAAAAAUUUUGAAACUCAUAGAGUUUUCCUUGAUUUGAAAGACAAACUUUGUCUAUUCUUUGGUGUCAGUGAAAGGGACAUAGGGAGGAAGAGCUAUUUGACUAGAGACAACUUGACUUUUAGGAACAAGUGGAUUAAUAGUUCUGUGGUAGGCUUGGAAACUAUAUACCACAAAUUAUCUCUCAGACCAACGGAGACUGAAGUUUAAUAAAAAUGGAAAUGUUAAUGAAACGUAAAAAAAAAAAAUCACAUUGAAAUAUAAUAUAAUCAUUGGAAUAUUGUUGAUCAAGGGAGACAUUGAAUUGCUGUCAGGAAGUACUUUAUUCUUUGUAAAGUAAUAUUGCUUCUGUACAGAGGUAUUGUUUUCUCUGGGUAAAAUGAGUGAAAGUGAGAUUACAGGUUGAGCAUUUUUGGCAACAUCACUAAUAGGACCGCAUUCAAAAUAGACCAGAAAAAAACACCCACAUAAGUUCUUUCUUCUCCAGCCUACCGCACUAAGUAUAUGAUUUGUUAUUAUUUUUUAUUUUAUUUUUUGUAAAUAUCUUUUUUAUUGUGGGUUUUUUCUUUUUUUUUUUUGUCAUGGAAGAUAACAGGCAUGGAGCAAUGAGACUUGCAGGUCUCUGUGGUAGUAGCGUAACAAUACAAUAACCAGAAUCAGCACUGACAGCAUUUCUAUCAAGGCAGGAGCCAGUGUAUGUACCAUGUCCACCUUUCCCCUGGAAGCAUGGUUCCUACUCGUGAUAUGUGUGGUCUGGGUUGUGCCCUCUACCUCCACUUUCAUGAUUUUUCAGUAGGGGGCGCUUAUGGGGUUAUGGAACGUGGGAGCUAAUGGCAUCAGUCACGCAGAAACUAUAGUGCAUGCCAGCCAGUUCCGAAAUUGCAUUGAUCUGAGAUGGGUUGAGGUCAGGGAGGAGAGGGAAGGGAGUGUGGGAAUGUGAUGGAGGGGAAGGGAAAGAUAAAGAUGGGGAGAUGCUGUGCCCAGUGUGCGCCAAGGCUCCCCUUCCCCAGGGUCAGGGGUCUAUGCAGGUGAGCAAACCUGUAAUUUGGUGCUUAUCUCUAUAUUUCAGCUGGUUCCUUGAUGUGUUGGUCAUGAAAUUUGGGGUUCAGGGUUGUGAUUAGCCAUGGGGUCCAGAUAUCCAUAUAAGCCUGUGUCCUGUCCUAUGCGGUGAACCAUAAGUCCUCUAAAGCCCUUAGUUCCUCCAUCCUUGUGAACCAAAGUGACAAUGGUGGAAUUAUGUCCCUUUUCCAAUGCAGGGGUAUGAGAUGUUUGUCUAUAGAAAGGAUGCGAAUAGUCAAAGAUUGUUUGUAUUGAGAUGUGAGUGUUGUUGUGUUGUGGAGAAGAUAAACGGCUGGGUGGAAAGGCAGUGGUUUGUCAGUGAAUUGACUAACAAUUGAGGCAACACAUCUCCAAAACCAUGCUAUGAUCAGCAAUGAAAUGUACGCAUAAGAAACAUGCAGCCACCCAGUGCAAAAUCAGUUAACACCACCAAAUAUAAAGAUUCCCACCCUAGACUGUAAGAAAAAAACAGUGUGGUGAUACGGUAAACAAUAAGAAGCAUACUAAGAACAGUAUACCUACCUAGUAUACCCAAAAAACACUAAAUAACAUAUGCAAACAAGGGUCGGGAGAAAAAAAGGGUGGGAAAUAUUUGCCUCCUGUAAUUAAUAAAAUUAAGAUUAUAGGUACACUAAAGCUAGCAUAAUCUACAAUUUUAUAACAUGACAGGAGGCAUCAUAUUUGCUGUUUCAACGCUCUGCCAAUAAAGCAAAUGAAGCAUGUUCCGCAGGUCUGAAAUAAAAUUGUCAAAAGGUGUCUUCUCCAGACCAGUCCGUUGAACGUAGAAUGUCGGGAAGAGAAUGACAGGAGAGAAGAGAAGCGCCAGCCACCAGGGCGCCUGACCAAGUGAGCACCGAAAUGGCAGACCUGGUCGAAGAGGUCCUUGGUCGAAGAGGUGAGAGAGGAAAUUCAGAACGCUGGAUACAGGUGCUGUAAAGGGAUUGAUACUCCGUUCCAGGCACCAAUAACACCAAAUGUUCCAUGCAGAUAGGUAACAUCUCCCGGGGCCCAAGAGUCUCAGAGGAGGUUUCUAACUGACCCCGAUAGUUCGUUGACAUUCCAGGUACCCCGUAAAGAGUCCAGACCACCAAGUGGAGGUGGCCUUCUAGUACAAGGGUGUGAUGGUUGCCUCGUAUGUCCGAGAGAAUCAUCUGCUGAGACGGAAGGAGAAGCGGGUCCCGACAUGACCGCUCCAGUAAUUCUGGAAAUCAAGCCUGGCCUUGCCAAAGAGGCGUCAGUAAUACUAAGGAUACCUGUUGACGUUGCAUCUGGAGCAGGACCCUGGAGAUCAUAGUGAAUGGAGGAAAUGCGUAGGCUCCCUGCAACGGCCAGUCCUGAAGAAAAGCACCCACUGCCGUGCAUGUCGGGUCUGGGAGCCAACUGAAAUAUGUAGAAACCUGGAAGUUCGUCCUGGAGGCUAAAAGAUCCACUGUGAACAGGCCCCUCUGGCGUGCCACUUUGAGGAAGAUCGAUCGAUGAAGUCUCCAGUCACUGGCAUCCCUCCAAUGCCUGGAGAACCAAUCUGCCAUCAGGUUUGUCACACCUGGUAGAUACUCCACCUGGAUAGUGAUAUUGUGCUGGAAGCAGAAGCUGUAAAUCUCCUUCGUCACCUCCGCUAGUGCACAUGAGCGGACACCCCCCGGCGGUUGAUAUAUUGUACUGCCGACACAUUGUCCAUCCUCAGGACAAUGCAGCAAUUCGACAGGUGUUCCGCAAGGCUCCGUAUUGCAAACGAUCCCGCAAUCAGUUCCAGGCAGUUGAUGUGAUACUCCGCUUCCAUGUGCGAACAGGGACCUCCCGCGGAGGUGGUUGCACAGGUGGCUCAACAGCCCCAGAGGCUCGCGUCUGAUUCCAGAACGAAGUCUGGAGUUGGGCCAAAGAUUGCCUUGCCGUUCCAGGCCUACAUGUGUAGUAGCCACCAGCGAAGUUUGGCCCUGACUUCCUAUGUGAGGGGAAUCAAUUGAUCGUGCAGGACACGUGCCUUCAGGCACUCCAUGGCUCUGUAGUGAAGGGGUCCUGGGUACGUGGCUUGGAUCUAUGGAGACAAUAGGACCACCACUCACACCAGGACCCUGAGUGGUAUCUGCUCCUGACAUAGGAUCCUUCGGAUUUCUUUCCAAAUGGUCGUGAUCUUGGACUGAGGGAGACGUAGGAUGCACUGAGUUGCGUCUAUUUUGAAUACAAAGAAUUGUACCACCUGCGUUGAUGUGAGAGCCGACUUCACAAAACCCAGGGAUUUGAACAAGGAGAUCGCAUAGAGCGUUUGAGAUGUCAGCCUGGACGAGUCUUCACAGAAUAGUAGCAGAUCGUCCAGGUAUAUAAGGCAUCGAAUGCCUCUGGAGAGUAGUCGCGCCGUCACCGGUUUCAGUAGCUUGGUGAAACACCACGGGGCCGAGCUGAGGCCGAAGGGUAGACAGGAGAAUUGGCAAGGUCUUCCCUUCCAAACAAAACAGAGAAAACGUCAUCACAUGUGUUCCACUGGGAAAGACAGGUAGACAUCCUUCAGAUCUAGGCUUGUGAACCAAUCCCCAGGGUGAAGUAGGUCCCUCAGAAGAUGGAUGACCUUCAUCUUGAAGUGUCGGUAGACGACGAAGGAGUUCAGAUUUCUCCGGUUUAUUACUGGACGGAAGUCUCUCGUCUUUUUCCUGACCAGAAAUAUGGAGCUGAAACGAAAAGGGCUUGUAUCUCUGCGUCCACCAGUGUCUGAUGUUCUCUUGGCGAUAUAGGAGCCUGGGGUGGUCGAGCUUUUAUCGGCCGUGAAUGAAAAUCUAUAACGUAACCUUGGACCAUCUGUAGUAUCCAUGCAUCCAAGGAAAUGUCCUGCCACCUGUCGAGACAAUGACACAAUCAGCCGGUAUGCAAUAGACUGGAAUUAAAGUUGGAGAAACGGGGCUCACCUAUGGGCUCUUCCACAAGCCUGGCUUCCUCUACCGGGGUCCAACCUAUGGGAAGUGAAGGAAGAACGAUGGUGUCCGGGAUCCUCGGUGGUUCGAUGGCCAGAACCCAUUGGAGUCCAGCCCUGCCAAAAACACAUGAGAUGUGUGCGGAAAACUAUCCUCAUUGAGGAUUGGGCCUUAUUCAAAGUAGUAUAAAGAUUCACAUGUUUAUGGAGCUCCUUGAUAAAGGGUUCUCCAAACAAUAGCCCCUUGGCCAAGGAUCCCAGCUCCUAAGACCCCAACUCUGAUAACUUAGCAUCCAUACGCAUAAGGACCACUUUCCUCCGCUCCGUGCAGAGCGCCACGUUUGAGUUGCCCAGCAGGCAAAUGGAGCGCAACGCCCAAUGUCUUACGCCUGACAGGUCCAGGGUUGAGACCUGCGGGACAGCCUCGUCAGCGAGCAUGAGGAUCCGGGCCAGGCAUCCCAUCAUAUCAAGCACUUUAUCUUGUGCCAGACGGAGGCUGCGUUCAAUCCCUUUUUUGAGAUCGCAACCAGAACAGGUCAGGUAGGUAGAAACCAUAGAGUCGAACUCGGAAGUCACAGCGACCUUGUCCGGCAAAGUGGGCCUGGGGCAUUCUGCCCUCAACCUUCCAAUAACGUUUAGUCGUUCUCGUCUGGUCCCUCUCUGGUGAAUCUGUCUGACUCUACUUUAGCGCGCGGUGUCCCCGUUGUUCCCCUAUACUGAGGCACCAGCGGGAAGGCUCUUGUCAGCACUUUUUCAACAGAGGCGGCCACUGCCGCAUUAAUCUUCACUUCUAGGCUUUCCUGGGUCGGGGCGUCCAUAGCGGUUGCCGUCUUAAUAGUAGCGUGACACCUAGAGAAAGAAAUUACAGGUGUCACCACUACGUAAUUAGGGUAAACACAGAUAGAAUAGCAGCAGUAUUUAUAUGGACACAUACAUAUCUUAGUGUCUAUAGGGUGAUUGGGGAUGUCCCCAGUAAUAUUCCCCCAGGCCUGCGGCCGAAGGAGGUGACCAAAAUUCACGGACCGGGCAAGGAGGGCAUUAAUCAGAGAGGCUGCACAGAGACCUAAGGUGGAGUUGGAGGAGUUGCAGAGUUCCACAGCAGAGACUGGAGUAUCUGUACAUAGGACUACAAUAAGCCAUACGCUCCAGAGAGUUGGUCUUUAUGGCAGAGUGGCCAGAAGAAAGCCAUUACGUUCAGCAAAAAACAAAAUGGCACGUUUGUGAAAAGGCAUGUGGGAGACUCCCAAAAUGUAUGGAGGAAGGUGCUCUGGUCUGAUGAGGCUAAAAUUUUACUUUUCAGCGAACAAAGAAAACGCUAUGUCUGGCGCAAACCCAACAUAUCACAUCCCCCUACGAACACCUUCCCCACAGUGAAACAUGGUGGUGGCAGCAUCAUGCUGUGGGGAUGUUUUUCAGCAGCCGGGACUGGGAAACUGGUCGGAGUUGAGGGAAAGAUGGAUAGUGCUAAAUACAGGCAUAUUCUUGAGCAAAACGUUUACCACUCUGCGCGUGAUUUGAGGCUAGGACAGAGGUUCACCUUCCAGCAGGACAAUGACCCCAAACACACUGCUAAAGCAACACUUGAGUGGUUUAAGGGGAAACGUGUAAAUGUGUUGGAAUGGGCUAGUCAAAGCCCAGACCUAAAUCCAAUAGAAAAUCUGUAGUUAGACUUAAAGAUUACUGUUCACAAGUGCAAACCAUCCAACUUGAAGGAGCUGGAGCAGUUUUGCAAAGAGGAAUGGUAAGAUGUGGCAAACUCAUAGAGACUUAUCCAAAGCGACUUGGAGUUGUGAUUGCUGCAAAAGGUGGCUCUACAAAGUAUUGACUUUAGGGGGGUGAAUAAUUAUGCACCUUGAUUUUUUCUAUUAUUUUGUCCUAUUUGUUGUUUGCUUCACAAUAAAAAAAAAAGUUGUGGGCAUGUUCUGUAAAUUAAAUGAUGCAAAUCCUCAAACAAUCCAUGUUAAUUCCAGGUUGUGAGGCAACAAAACACGAAAAAUGCCAAGGGGGUAAAUACUUUUGUAAGGCACUGUAUAUGUCCAAUCUGCAGAGAUCCCAGUGCAGCAUAGUCCUAUAGUGUAUACAUAUGGCAAUUUAGCUAAGGAUGGUCACAGAUAAACACUGAGGGGAGGAACUUAUGGUAUCCAUCAGACACAAACCCUGAUGUAGGGUGAGAGGGCCCACUCAGGCUUACUCUAGGCCCAGACCGUGGUCUGGAAGGGGGUCUCUGCCUCCCAGAGCGUCCCAGGGCCAGGAAGGGAAAAAAACCCGUCAAUCAGACCUCCCACAGAGGGAAAUCACAACCAGGGAAGAGGCCGCGAGUAAUUGCGCCCUCCUUCGCCGUGUCAGACGCACGUGGUCCGCAGAAGGAGUCAGCCGCAGCACAGCGGCCACGUGGAAAAGAGGAUCUGGCCGCCGGGUACUCGUGCAGGAUCACGAGUACCCCAGAGACCAGGAGAAAUAACGCGGGACCGCUGGAGACAUACUCCGUGGUCCCGGAGAUCGGAGGCCCAACGGUAAACCUCCUGAAACCCCUGAGCGAGACACACACAGCCCGAUAUAAGGAAAAAAGGGGUGAUAAGGUAUAACGAUCAGAGGGAAGAUAGCCACCCACUAAAAGCAGGAGGCAGUGGUACUCUGACCUGUACUGAUUUGGAGCAGCAAAGAAAGAGGAAGUAGUUUGUGGGGAAGGGAGUUUCAUGGUUUCCUUUUCCUUUCUUUUCUCUGAUUGGUUGUUUACUCUCUGUGUUAAAAUGCUGCUGUGGAGUUCUAGUAAAGAGAGACUUAAGUAAAUAUGAAGCCUCAUGUCAUGUUAUAAAAUUCAUAUGCAAUUAAUUUGAAACAUAUCAAUAAAUACGCAUCUAGAAACUAUUAAACACGUAAUAUACAUAUAUUCUAUAGCCAAAUAUAAUCUAGAAAAUAUUUAUUUAUAAUUUUAUUAAUAACGCUAAAACAAGUAUGUUAUAUAAAAUAUAUAUAAAACAGAAAUAUAUAUAUAUAUAUAUAUAUAUAUAUAUAUAUAAAACAGAAACAAACAUACAUAUAUACAUAUAUCCAAAAAUUACAUUAAAAAAAUUACAUUAUAUUACAUUUUAUAUAUAUAUAUAUAUAUAUAUAUACCCAAACCUACUUUAAGAGAGAAAGAGAGAGAUCUGUAGAUCUGUAAAUAUAUAUAUAUAUAUAUAUAUAUAUAAAACUAUAUAACCAAAGAAACUACAGAAAUGGCAGUCCCCCAAGAAAAUUUGACUCUUUCUCUGCAUAUGUAGACAUUUUAAAAUAUUCAACAGUGUUAAGACCUGCAGUGGUUAUGGUACUGCUGUCUUCUAUUCCUUUCCCAAUAGCUGAGCAUAAGUGAUUAUAACUGCAAUUAGGAGGUAGAGGAAUAGUGUAGAUGAAUGCAGCUUCCAAGACGAUUGUCCCCAACAAGUAGAAUAUUCCCCAAACAUGAGCCUACACUUCAUGAAGGGUCUAACAGGAAUUAAGUUUAUUGAUGCCACACUGGGUUUUAUGAGAAAUCCUCCUGCAAGAGGACCUCCCACAGUAAACAAAGACAAUAACCAAUCAACAUACAGAUUUACAGUAACCCCCUGUAAUGGACCGUUUUGCAAAAAAGGGGAAAAAAACGCUUCGACGAUAAUCCCUUUUUAGAGACAGGCACAUAUACUGUAGAAUCACCCAAAACUCACGAAUUGAAUACAAGUGAAUGCACCAAACUCCCGAACUGCAUACAAGGGAAUGCUCCAAACACUCGAACUGCAUACAAUAAGUGAAUGCUUCAAACUCCCAAACGGCAUCCAAUACAGCACUCCAAAUACACGAACAGGAACCAUACGAAUUGCUGCUACCAGACGAACAGGAAAAGCUCCCAAGCGGCUUACACUCCUGGCAAUCAGUCCUUAGCAGCAUACAGUAAAUCCCCCCAAAGACGAGACAAGGCUCCGUGUUGAGGGUCAAGCAGUGGUCUGUUUAAUGAGGGCUACCUGCCCAGUAUUUAUGCAGGUCUCCCACCUGGUGGACACUCCCCUAGGGGACCAAAUGGGAGACUGUGACAAAAGACAGACAAGUAGACAAAUAGGACACACAGUCACAAUAUAUUCCCACAAUGCAUCCUGGCUUCCUCCCCUCUGCCCUGGGAGAUAAUUGGGAAGUAAUUAAAUUAUCUCCCAAGACAAAGGCAAAACUCCAUUACACAUGUGGGGAUACAAAACCAGUAUUAUACUUUAAAAUACAUAAAGUAACAUUUAUUACAUAAAACACAGACAUGUAACAUAUCCCCAGAUAGCUCAGGUCUGAGCGCACAUUAUUAAGCGAAUGGCGCUCAGACCACACGAAUACAGUUUAAUCGCCAUGGAGCCAAAGUCUUUACAGUCAGUUUCAUACGAAUGGGCUCCAUGGGAUUCCUAUCUGGGGUAUAACACAUUCAACCAAAACUACCGAACACCGGGCCGUUCGUGCACUUCCACCGAACAAGAAGGGAGGUCGGCGGCUUCAGCGGUGUUCGCGCAAAACUGUGUCCGAUUUUAGUUCCAUGAAAAUAGGGGCGAACACCGCUGUGCAUUCGUAUGUUUAAAAUGGCCGCGACCUCGUGUUCGGGAUACGAAUGGCGGCCACCCAGCAUUCGUCAAUUAAGCUGCGGUUAACCGCAGCUUCAGGGAGGUUAAUUGCCGGCACACUCCAGCUCCCAGGUGGUCUAUUCAUUCGUGCGGUUGUUCGGUAGAUUGAAUCUACCGAACAACUGGCAGAAAAGCACGAAUACAGCUUUUCUCCAGGCGAAAUAAAGUCUUUUAAAAGGGGGCCAUAGUCCAGAGGCAGCAGGCGAGCAACCAGGCUUCUCCAAUGCAAUGUGGCGAGAUUGGUCUCGUCACACCCCCGCCCUCUCUCUGCUUGGGAGAUAUUGAGAUAAGUUAAGGAAUAACCCAAUUAUCUCCAGGCAGAGGGCACACAAUUUUCCCAAAAAUUUGAAAACCCCUUUCCACACAAGGUAUCCCCUGAUAGCCCCGAUCUGGGGGACCAACAUAUCCAAAUUUCACCCAGAUCAGUUCAGGGGUUCUUAAAAAGUAUGGAAGUCACAAGUUACUGACCACACACGAGGCUCCUGCCCAAAACAGUUCCAUAAAUUCAGCGUGUGCGGUCGGUCAAUUCAGAAAAAGGCAUAAAACGAAUAAAAGUCCCGAAUGGAUCCUCCUGGCUCAUAGGAGCGAUUGCCGAACUACCGAAUGGCGCUCUCCUGGCUGUUCGGCAACUAAAGGAAGCAAGCUUCGGUAGUUUCAGCGGUGGUUCGGGAGGUCGAGUGUCCGAUUUUAGUUCCAGACACUCGACGACUAAGUCCCGCUGCCUCCUUUCGUGCAAACAAGAUGGCCGCCGUUUUCUGUUCCACGUGACAUUCGGCUAUACGAUUAUACAUCCAAAUCGGUCUGGCGGGAAAGACCAUCCGCAUUGCCGUUCUGCUUGCCCGGACGGUAUUGCAGUGUAAAAUUGUAGGGCUGUAACGCUAGGCUCCAGCGAAGCAACCGGGGAUUGUCUCCAGAGACUCGGUUGAGCCAAAUGAGGGGGUUGUGGUCAGUGACUAGGGUAAAGGCACGGCCAUAAAGGUACGGUUGGAGUUUCUUUAGGGCCCAUACUAAAGCUAGGCACUCUUUUUCCAUGCCAUCUUCCCCCACUUGGCUCAGCACGGCUCCCAUCCCAAACAUGGAGGCAUCUGUAUGAAUGAGAAAUGUUUUAUUAGGAUCUGGGGCCGCCAAUACUGGAGCUUCGCUUAAGGCAGUUUUAAGUCUCUGGAAUGCCGUUGCACACUCCGGGGACCAUGCUACCUGCUUGGGUAGUGACUUUUUGGUCAGGUCGGUGAGGGGUUUUGCUAGAGUGCUAUACUCAGGGUCGAACUUUCGAUAAUACCCUGCUGUGCCUAGGAAGGCCAAUACCUGUGUCUUGGUGCGGGGCUGGGGCCAAUUGGCUAUAGCCUCUACUUUGGCUGGUUCGGGGCACUGUUUCCCAGACCCUACUCUAUGCCCUAGGUAUUGAACCUCUGCCAUACCCACAUGGCAUUUCUCGGGUUUCAGGGUGAGGCCGGCUUUUUGUAACCUCCCAAAUACCGUAGCCAAGUGCGCCAUGUGCCACUAUAGAUAGCAAUAUCAUCUAGGUAGGCACAUGCGAAGUCCUGCAUUCCCUCCAGAAGUCGGUCCGCCAUCCGUUGAAACGUAGCCGGGGCAUUCUUCAUCCCAAAAGGCAUAACCCGAAAUUAGUAUAGCCCGAAUGGGGUGACGAAUGCCGACUUAGGUAUGGCAGCCGAGUCUAGCGGGAUUUGCCAAUAUCCUUUGCACAGGUCCAGGGUAGUUAGGAAGUGCCCGGUGGCCAUGCAAUCGAGCAAUUUGUCAAUCCGUGGCAUGGGGUAUGCGUCCGUGAUAGUCCGGUCGUUCAGUUUCCGGUAAUCAAUACAGAAGCGAGUCGUACCGUCUCGUCUCGCUUCGGUACUAAAACCACCGGGGAUGCUCCUAAUUCCAACAUUUCUUGGAUUUCUUUCCACAUGCUGGCCCGCACUGAUGCCGGGAUACGGUACGAUUGUUGCCCUAAUGGGGUUUCCCCCUGCGUCUCUACCCAGUGCACUGCGGCGGUGGUGUAUCCGGGUAGGACUGAGAACAGCCCACCGUAUUCCUGGAGCAGUUGUUUUGCGUCUGCCUGCUGUGUGGGGUCUAGUUUCUCCCCUAACCCGACCUGCUCUAAGGCACCUUGGUUAGCUGCCAGUAAGUCGGGCAAGGGGAGUCCUUCACAAUCAUCAGUGGACGGGGCACAGAUAGCGGCCACGUCCUUGGGGCUCUCAAAAUACGGUUUCAAGAUGUUCACAUGAAAAGCUCGUCUGAUCCUUUCAUCUGAACGUUUGGCUCCAAUAUAGGUGGUGUCAUUAAUCCGUUCCACCACUUUAAAUGGCCCCUGCCAAACUUUUUGCCCCACUUCCAGAUUCCUAUCUCGUGCCCCCCAGUCAUACCAUUGUUUCUGUCUUUUCUGGGCCGCCUGCAGGUUCUCCUGAACGGAUUCGGUCAGCGCCUGCAGGCCGUCCCGAAACUCUAGUACAUAUGGCAAGACUGGGAUCCCUUCCUCUCCUGUGUUGCCCUCCCAGUGCUCCCGUAUGAGGUCCAGGGGUCCCCGGACUUUUCUCCCGUAUAGGAGUUCGAAGGGGGAGAACCCAGUGGACGCCUGGGGCGCUUCCCAGUAGGCAAACAGGAGAUGGGGUAGAAAUUUCUCCCAUUGACCGUAUGACUCGGUGAACGCUGUGAGCAUUUGCUUAAGCGUGCCGUUGAAUCAUUCACAGAGACCGUUGGUCUGGGGGUGGAAGGGGGAGCUAAAUAACGGUUUCACCCUGCAGCUCUGCCACAACUGUUGAGUUACAGUUGCCGUGAACUGCGUACCUUGAUCGGAAAGUAUUUCCCGGAGGAAUCCUACUCGGGAAAAGAUCCUGACUAGAGCCUCUGCUACCGUCUCCGCCUCAAUGUUGGAGAGCGCCACUGCCUCAGGGUACCUGGUGGCGUAGUCCACCACCGUGAGGAUGUAGUGCUUUCCGGAGGAGCUGGGCUUCUUGAGGGGCCCUAUCAGGUCUACUGCUACUCUGUAGAAUGGUUCUUCUAUUAUAGGUAGGGAACGUAACUUGACCUUAGGGUGGUCCCCCCUCUUCCCUAUCCGUUGACAUGUGUCACAUGUCCUGCAGUACGUUUGCAAAUCUUUUGAUAUCCCUGGCCAGAAGAACAUCUGGGUAAGGCAGUCCUUAGUUUUCUUGAUACCCAGAUGUCCGGCUAGUGGGAUAUCAUGGCUGAGCUUUAGAAGUUCUGCUCUGUAUUUGCGGGGUACGACUAGCUCCCUUUUUAUAACUUGGACUGCCCCACUUCCCACUCCCCCUGUGACCCUAUAUAGAAGUCCCUUGUCCCAUUGGAAGUUCUUUUGGUCAUUACCUUCCUUAGGAGUACCUACUGCCUUCCUAUAACCGGCUAACGUAGGGUCUGUCUGCUGGGCUUGGCCAAAGUCCUGGGGGGUGCCCCAGAAAGGGAUAGGAUUAGUGGAUACUACAGGGUUUUCGGUUCCUACCUGUGGUUCCUUGGAGUGUGUUGGUCCAGCUCGGCGGGCUUGCGCCCUUGUAGUCAUGGGGCAGGUUCCGGCGGGAUCUGGGAUAGUCAGCUGUGAAGUUAGGUACCCCAAAUCGUUCCCCAACAAUACUUCCGCAGGUAGGCCGGACAUAAUGCCUACUUCCAUCUGUUUGGCUCCGGUGCCCCAAUUUAACUGCACCCGAGCUGUGGGAAGCUUGUAAAUGGCACCUCCUGUCACUCUUACUGCAACAGUCCUGUUGGUGCGUGCCUUUGUAGAUACGGUGUGAGGCUGCACCAGGGUUAGGGUGGCCCCGGAGUCUUGUAGUGCCUCUGCCUCUUUUCCAUCUACUGUGACCCAUUGUCUGUGGUGCACCCGGUUGUCCCCCUCGGCUUGGGUUAGGUUCACCUCAUGUAGUACGGCCCAUUGUUCCAAAUCAGGGUUGUUGUCUUCAAGCGGCUCGUGCUGAUAGUGAUGAGCGGCUGCCCUCGUUGGUGGUGGCGAUGGCCGAUCCCAAUUGCCUCUGCUCCACUGAAGGGCUGUGUAUUUUGUAAUGCCCUGGCUGAUUACACUGGUGACAUAAGUUAGGCUGUGUCAUGGGUGGUACCGCGUUCGGUCUGGGGUUGGUCACAGGCCUUGGCAUUGGAAUGCUGGACCUCACCAGAGGACGGUUUCCACUAGCCUCUCCUUUUCUUCCCUCGUGAUGCUCGUCUGCCAGCUUGGCCACUUCCUCGACUGUGGCCGGCUAUCUCUAUCUCUGACCCAGUCCCUGGUGUCUGCAGGGGUAUGAUCAAAAAAUUGUUCUCGCAGGAGGAGUUGCAGCACCUCCUCUAGUGUCGUGGCCUGGCAGCCUUGUAUCCAGUUUUGGCUGCCCAUUCUGUGUGGGAGCUCGGCCCCUUUUCCGUAAUGUCCAAAACUUUUUCCUGUAAGUCUCUGGGGUCAAGGCAUACCUGGCUAGCAGAAUUUCCUUUACCCUGAUGUAGUCGUGUAUGGCUGUAUCAGGAACUGCUCGGUGCGCCUGUGCUGCUCGGCCAGUGAGUUUGCUGCUUAAAAUCGCGGCCCAUUGCUCUGAUUCCAGACCCUCCAAACCGCACUGACGUUCAAAGUCCUGUAGGUAUGUGUCAAUUUCCAUUUCUCCAUCCGAAAAACUUUUAAAAGCAGCAUAGUUAAUCCUUCUCCGCUGCCCUCCAUUUAUAGAUCCAGAUAAGGAAGCGGUGUCUCCUUGGUUUAAGCUUGCCUGUUGUGCUCUACGUUCUGUGCUCACCUGGGCCAAGACUUGCGUCACCAUCUCCGGUGUAGGAUUUGGCCCAUAUAGGUUUAGCCUCCACCUCACCUUCUGUUGAAACUCUGCUUCCUCCCGCACUGCCUGCAGGAAUGGUUCAAGGGCAAGGACGAAGAGCAGCAGCGACAGGGAGCAUCCCUGUCUUGUUCCGUUACAUAUAGGGAAUGUCUCUGUGUAAACCCCACUGAUGCAUAUCCGUGCAGUAGGUGAUGAAUAUAGGGCCUGUAUCCAUUGUCGCAUGUGUUGUCCAAUCCCUAACUCCUCUAGUUUGCAAAUAAGAAGUCCCAACCCACCCUGUCGAAGGCCUUCUCCACGUCUGUAGAUAGAAGAAGAAGGCUCUCCAAUUGGCGCUGGGUGUAUCAGGGACAGGACUCUUGUGGUUUUAUCUCGUGCCUCCCUAUUCGGGAUGAACCUUACCUGGUCUGAGGGGAGAAGGGACCUUAGUCUAUUCACCAGGAUUUUUGUAAACAGUUUUAGAUUGCAGUUUAGUAAUGAGAUGGGGCAAUAGUUUGCACACUGCUCAUUAUCCUUGCUCUCUUUUGGUAAAAUAAUAAUGUUUGCUGCUUGCGUUUGAGUGGGGAUGAGAUGGCCACUGGUGAUGGAAUUAAACGCGUUUACAAAUGCGGGUAUAGAGUGGGUGCAAAGAGUUUGUAAUAUUUCAUGGGCAGGCUGUCCGGGCCAAGGCUCUUUCCUGUCUCGGUGUGUUUUACUGCGGAUGCUAAUUCUUCCAUUGUGAUGGGGGCCUCUAAGGGAGAGAGUCAGCUGUGAUGCAUGUGUGCACAUAUUGUGAGAGGUAAGUGCGUUGAUGGGUAGCAGGAUGUGUGGAGGGGGAAGGCAGGCCAUACAGGGAAGACUAGUAAUCUUUUAUCAAUGUUGCAAUCUGAUCUGGAAGGUGGCAUUGUGUCUAACAUUUUGUGUUCCUAUCUGGUCUGUCAGGUCCUGUAUGACUCUCCCCCUAGCUUUCUUAAGGGCUGUACUUUGUGAAAUGAAUGUGCCCCUAAUAACGCUUUUGUGGGCCUCCUGUCUCAGGUUUGAGAGAAGGGACUCGUGGCAUCUUCAACUAGCUACCUUUGGCCUGUGGAGUGGGGAAGCUAAUGUCAAACUGAGGGGAGCGUGAUCACACCAGGUGACUACGCCAAUUGAAGAUUUUUGUAGGGUUAAUCCUUGGUAGAAUGGCAUGAAAAAAUAGUCAAUGCAUGUAUAGCAUGAGUUGGACACUGAAUGAUAUGUGUAAUCCUUAGCGGUGGGGUGCACAGCCCUCGAGCAGUAAGUCAGCUUAUACUGGUGCAAUAGCUUGCGAAUUGUUAGUAGGGUAUGUGGUGGUGUCGAGGAUCAUCCGUGAAGGUGUCAACGGUGGGGGGCAACGCUAUGUUGAAGUCCCCCCACCAGAACCAGAAGUCAGCAAGACUUUUAAGAGCAGAGCGUAAGAACCUUCCCUGUCUGGUGUUGGGGGCAUAGACAUUGGCGAUGGUGUAUGGAGUGUCAAUGAUCUUUCCCCGCAUGAAAAUGUAACGGCUGGCCCAGCCUGUCAGAGUGGACUCAGCAACAAAUGGGAUGGAUUUUUGUACAAGUAUAGCUGUGCCUUUAGAUUUGCCCUGGUGUUUGUCGCAAAAAAAUCCUUGUGAGCCUAGUUUAAAGUGGGUUUCCUGCAGGUAGACAAUGUGUGCAUGUGUGCUCCGGUAGUGUCGGAGUGUGUAGGAUCUUUUCUCUGGGACGUUCAGUCCACAAACAUUCAGAGAGGUUUAGGGGUGCAGUGACAUAUGUCGGCUCUGGGGAUGGAGUCGGCCUGGCAUUGUGUGGGUACAGGCCAUGUGAAGCCCCCAAUCCCCUACAAAGAGGGGUGAUGGGUGAAAAGAAAAAGAUGGGUUUGAAGGAAAAGAGAACAAGGCGAGAAAAAAAAAGGUCGAUGGAGUAGGAAGUUGGCUAGGGGAGUGUCGGGGGGGAAGGACAGGCAUGGAGUGGGGGGAAAACUGUAGCGUGAUCAGUUUAGGUCUCCAGCCUAAUUAAGGCGCCAGUGUAGGGAGGGCCAGAGGCUCCCACUUCUAUGAUACGGUACUGAGAGGUCCCCCCUCCUAUGUCUAUACACACUGACCUCUGAGGAUGCGGUUGGCACUUGGUCAACAGAUAAUAAGUAACAAAUCAAGUAGAACAGUUACAACAACACAGAGUAUUGGAAUGUUGUAAGGAUGUCCCAGUAUGCGACAGGGUCGCAACAUGCACAGAGUAAGCCUGCUUCCUGGUCACGAACCCUGCACGGCAUCCUUGGACCCCUGACUUGUCUAAGUUAGAAACAAUGCAAGCAGCCAGGAGAUUGCCCACAGCUAGUCUCCUCUGCUUAAGUCAAGGGGAUAAGUGGAUUGGUGCAGUGUGUUUGGAGUGGGAGCGCUGGGUGGUAAAGGGUGACACAGAAAGUUCUCCCCGUCUGACCAACAUUAGCGUGGCCAUGGCUGGCCAGAUGUGUCUGGGCCAUCAUCUUAGGUGCUGAGGCAGGUAGAGCUGGGAACGUCAAACCUGCAGCUUAGAAACUUAGAUGUGUUUGGAUUUGAGAGUGGUAACUGGAUCCUCUGCAUCUGUGAGCAUGUAAGUGGCGUGGAUACUCCUGGCUGCCCAAAGAGAGAGGGGAUAGAGAGGAGAGAGGAGAAAAAAAGAAAAUACAAUCUUCAGUUUAUAAACAUAUCACAUAGAGUUUUACACUCGGUUAUGUAGCCUUCCCCACAACCCCACAACCCGGUUGAACUCAGCGAUGAGCCCCAAUCCUCUGUAAGUCCCCCAUGUGGGUGUGCGUGUAGGUUAAGAUCCCAGACAAGGUAAGGGUGUGUCGCCACCUGAGGGAGGAUGGCCUCUCGGUUAUGGAGUGUCCAUCAGGGGAUCACGUAUUGUUAUAUGGCAAUCACACACACACGGUGGGGUUUUGUGGUGUCCGUGGGGUUGCGUGUGUAUAAUAGUCCUCCACAGCCCCUUCCUGAGGGUCAGGCCCUCCCUAAUCAACAAAGUAUUGCGUUAAUAAAUCUCCCCCUGAGAAAGCAGUCCGCCAUUCCAUAAUACCCAUCAGCUCUCUAGGACGGCCUUCUGAGUCUCGGAACUGCGGUACCAGGGAAGUCGGCAGUGAGCGACAGUCCAAGUCGUUCAGCAUUGAGACCCAGAUUCAAAGGGAAAAUACAUGCCACAGUGGUUUUAGAGAUAUUUGGUCAGAGAUUAGGUCAAUGUGAGGCAAUGUACAGAUCAGGAAUUAUGUACGUGGCCGUGGUGUAAAUAAGCCUUGGGUGUCGAUCACAGUGGUGGCCUGUGAGAGAUCCAGAAAUUAAUGCAGAAGGUAAAAAAACUUCAGCAUUACUGGUGCAUCCCAAGCACACUGCAGAGACAGGUCGUGAUAGCUGGGGUUAUGUUGGGCCCUUGAAUUCUGAGUAGAUAAGUUGGUAGGGACGCAUCCCAGGUGCAAGGGUAGGAUAAGUGCUACUGUUCUUGAGGAGGUACAUGGUAGGAGAUCAGGGAAGCCCAUGCAAAAUAAAAUCAGGAACUAUGUGCAUGGUAGCGGUGUAGGCAAAUAUAAUAAAAAAGGACUCAGAGGUACGUCAUGCUAACCAGGUAUAUGCUGGGAGCUUGCGGUCAGAGAGGGUGGUUUAGCAAGAUGCACCCAAAGGACGGGUAGCCUUCUGGCAUUCCCAACGGUGUCUUUGUGGCAAUGCAGGCCUUGGGUAAGGUGGCCAUGGUUGAGCAUAAAAAUCCAGUGGAUCAGGCCAGUGCAUGUUAAUUGCAGGCAAUUGUAGCUCGCGGCCCAGGUCCACAAAAUCGCCAUGUGUACAGACCAAGAAGGGUCCAGGUUGGGUCAAAACCAGCAGUCCUGUUGGCAUCUGCCAGCGGUAGCGAAUUUUCUGCGUUUGAAGGGUCCUGGUCAACAGUUUCAGCACUAUGUGAUACCCCAGGGUAGCCGGGGAUAGGUCUGGGAAGAGUUGCAGGGAGCAUGCUUGGUAGGUGAUAGAUGGGCGAUCCCUGGCUUGUCUCAGGAUUUCCUCCUUCAAUGCAAAAUUAGUCAGGCAGGUAUCCUGUGGUGUCUAUCAGGAGGGCCCUUUGGGCAGAGGGCAUGGUGUGCGCGCACAAAUUCAAUGGGGACCUAUGUUUCCCGGCCCAGGAUCAACAGGUAUAUUUCUUUUAGAUGGGUUUGGAGUUGGGCUGAGGUUUCCUCACCUUCUUGGAGGCUGCAAAGCCUGAAGUUAUUGCGGUGUCCGCGGUUAUCCAAGUCCUCCACUUGCAGGGCCAUCCCUCUCAUGAGCACAGAAUGAGUAUCCUGAGUUUCCACUACUAUUGCCUGUGAUUCCCUGAGUAUGUAGCAGGCAGCCUCCACAUGGCCCACACGGUCUGCACGGCCUUGAAAUUCCACCUACAAGGCCUGUAUGUCUGCCUUACUGGAGGACCGCAGUUUAGCCUUUGCGUCCCUGAGGUCGAAUUUGGUCGGCAAGACUCGGAUGAGUUCGAGCCGGUAAGCCCUGUCAGCAGGUUCAGUCUGAGCUCAGUGAAGGUGGUGCCGAGCCCUCUGACAUGGCGGAGUUUCCCGAGUCCAGCGGCGGUGUCGCCAGAUCCGUCGGCUUCACUAGGUACUGCCAUAGGGAGGAUGUUUGUGGGCCCUUUCUGGGGUUGGGGGUCUUACCUGCUCCAGAAGACCUAGUAGAUUUCCCAUGGUGCCCCUACUAGUGGGGCAAAAACCUUGCUUUUGUCAUAGGGUCUUGAGAAACAGAAAAUUCAAGCGCCCAUUUUCUUCAGCAGCCAAGCCACACACCCCUGACUUGUUAUUAUUACAUUAACUUGUAAAGAACCUCUAAUUCUCCAGCACUGUAAAGUAGAUGAAUUAAGGACACUUAUUGAAAUCUAAAUCAUCGUCUUAAUAUUAACUCCAUAGUUGACCCUUGUAACGGAUCGCCUGGCACCCCGACUGGGUACCUCCGUUGAAAGAUGCUCCUAGCGCUUCCUGAGGACUCCAAGCACUGCAGCAGACGCCACAAUCACCUAACCAGAGAAGCGUAUACCCUCUCUCAAGCAUAUGAAUGCUGUAGACAGUUGAAUAGGAACCAUACGAAUAGGUUUACUCUCCUAGCAGUCAAACUGGAACAGCAUACAAUAAAUCCUUCCCCCAAUAAUGAGACGACACUUCACUUUGAGGGUUAAAACAGGAACUCCCUGUACUGUCACAUACAGUCUCUUUUAUUCCCAAUCCACAAACAUAGUACAGCCCACAGGGCGUUACAAAACAGCCAAUCAAUCCAUACAAUACACCCAGACACUCCCACACAAAAUCCUCCCCUCUGGCUGUGAUAUGAUUACUGAACACAAUGGGUAAUCUAAUUAUCACAGCCAGAGAAAUACAGUUUCAUAAAACACAUCACAGGGACCCCAAAACAUGCAAUAACCCCAUAAAAAAAAAAUAUAUCCUUGGAACUGGGGGAUCUGGGUGAACCACAUAUCCAAAAUUCGCCCAGAUUCGUUCAGUACUUUGGAAAAUACAGUUUAAUGCAGAUUCUGCAGAACAUAUACAGGCUAAAUAAAAAAUAAUCACUCUAUAAUGUGUCCCCUGCUGUAUAGUCCAAAACCACCGCACGAUGUCUCUGUGCAACAAAUACUGGCGAGAUGGCACCGUGUUGAAAAGUCCACACAGUGUCUGUGAGUUAAAAUGGCCGCCAUCCAUUGUUCUCACCAUGUGCUUCUGAUACAGGAAAUGGUGGCCACCCAGUAACUCCACAGUAUGUCCCAGAUGGUUCUUAAAAGGGCCAGCAGCAGCACAACACAAAUCCAUUAUGCCCAAAUCAUGUCUUUAAAGGGCAAUACAUCCCAGGGGCCAUAGUCACAUGGCAGGAGGCUGGCAACCAGGCUUCUCCAGUGCAUAGUGGCGAGGUUGGUUCCGCCACAACCCUCUUCAGUCUGGCUUCUGCUCUAUUCAUUCUAUUGAAAUAAGAUUAAUGACUUAAAGGACCACUAUAGUGCCAGGAAAACAAACUCGUUUUCCUGGCACUAUAGUGUUAAUAGGUCCCCCCCACCCUCAUGGUCCCUCUCCCGCCGGGCUCUAGGGAGAGGAAGGGGUUAAACGCUUACCUUUCUCCAUCACCGGGCUGCCUCACCGCUGGGGACUCUCCUCCCUCUUCCGCCAAACGUGCAUGCGCGGCAAGAGCCGCGCGCAUUCAUUCAGUCCAUAGGAAAGUAUUUCUUAAUGCUUUCCUAUGGACACAAGCGUCUUCUCACUGUGAAAAUCACAGUGAGAAGCGUGGAAGCGCAUAUCAAUGAGACAGCCACUAGAGGCUUGAUUAACCCUAAUGUAAACAUAGCAGUUUCUCUGAAACUGCUAUGUUUACAGCUGCAGGGGUAACCCUAGAUGGACCUGGCACCCAGACCACUUCAUUGAGCUGAAGUGGUCUGGGUGCCUAUAGUGGUCCUUUAAUCUCUGCUAAAUCUGAAGGUCACUACUCUUUUUAAAUUUCCUCAACCUCUCUGUUGCUUUUGAUACUGUUAACCACACUCUUCUUUUUCAAACCUUCCACAACAUUGGACUCUGUGAGACUUUACUUUCCUGGUUUAUAUUUUAUUUUACAGAAUGCUGGAGCCACUUCAUCCCACUAGCCAUAUCAGUUGGUGUUUCCCAAGGCUCUAUCCUUGGUCCUCUUGUAUUGUACAUUUACACUACCUUUCUCCAUAACCUUACUUGCAAUUCCUCCCCUGACUCUCUCCUGCCCCCCUGGAACACGUCACAAAUUGCCUCUCUUCUAUUGUACUUUUUUAUAAAUGGCGAGCUAAUGAUUGAUUUAUAGUGUUGGCUGGUCACUCUAACCAAUAGGUGGCGCCCCUGUACCGGGUUACAUUAAUGAGCUGCACAAGCCAAUCUUGUGUGAGCCUUUCUCAAGAAAGGCUUCUUUUUUGAUGGAGAAAAACUCACAAAGGAGCUGAAACAUUACUGUUGUCCAUAUGUAAAUAAACAUUCCAUAUGGAUGUAAUCUGUGUACAUCCACUGGAUGAUUGUGGGUUAGCUAUCUGGCCUGAGGAGCACCAGACCCUGAUUGAGUGGGCCAUGUAUGUGAAUUUGAGUGUCUAGUAGUAUGUUUAUGUGUCUUUAUGUGUGUCUGGUGGUGUGUAUUUGUGUGUCUCUGUGUUUUUUUAAAAAUGAGUAUGGAACAUAUCCAUGUAUGUGUAUGGCUGGGAAUGUGUAUGUUUCUAUUUUGUUAUAUGUGUGUGCAUGCCCAUGAUUUCUGAUAGCAGCCUUGAACAUAACCAAUGAGAAAGGAGACGGUCUACAAUGAGUUUGUGUAUUUGUCUGGUUUGAUAUGUGUAUUUGUGUCUUGGAAUGUGUUUGCCUCUGUACAUAUGUAUCUGUGUUGGCAAGUAUAUAUCCAGGGCCGGUGCGUCCAUAAGGCGGCACAUGCGGCCGCCUUAGGGCGCACGGGCUCUGGGGGCGCAAUAUUUCAGUGACCGGCAGGAGGAAAGCUCUCCUUCCUGCCAGGCCACCAUCUCGACCCCCGGCGCGGCAGUGCUGUGAUCAGGCGCGGCGAGGGAGCUCUAAUCUCCACCCUCUGCUCCCUCGCGCGCUGCCUACUGAUGCCGCGGGAGCCGGAAUAUGACGUCAUAGUCCGGCUCCCGCGGCAUCAGUAGGCAGCCCGCGAGGGAGCAGAGCGUGGAGAUUAGAGCUCCCUCGCCACGCCUGAUCACAGCACUGCCGCACGCCUCUCAGCAGCCCCAGCCCCCCCAGCCCUCAGGGACCGAUCCAUCAUCCACACCAGCUCUCCCGGUAGGGAGGCUGGGUGGAAAAUGUGUAUUUAUAAAAUAAUUAGUAAAUGUAUGUGAUGUGUGUCUGUGAGUGACUGAGUGUGUGUGUCUGUGAGUGAUUGUAUGAGUGUAUAUGCAUGUGUAUGUCUGAGUGACUGAGCGUGUGUGUCUUUGAGUGACUGUGUGCGUCUGUAUGUGUGUCUGUGACUGACAGCGUGUGUGUCUGUGAGUGACAGUGUGUGUGUCUGUGAGUGACUGUGCGUCUGUGUGUGUGUCUGUGAGUGACCGCAUGUGUGUGAGUGUGUGUGCAUGUGUGUGUCUGAGUGACUGAGCGUGUGUCUGUGUGUGAGUGACAGUGUGUGUGUCCAUGAGUGACUGUGUGCGUCUGUGUGUGUCUGUGAGUGACAGCGUGUGUGUCUGUGAGUGACAGUGUGUGUGUCUGUGAGUGACUGAGUGUGUGUGUGAUUGUAUGAGUGUGUGUGCAUGUGUGUGUCUGAGUGACUUAGCGUGUGUCUGUGAGUGACAGUGUGUGUGUGUGUGUGUGUGUGAGUGAUUGUAUGAGUGUGUGUGCAUGUGUGUGUCUAAGUGACUGAGCGUGUGUCUGUGAGUGACUGUGUGUGUCUGUGAGUGACAGCAUGUGUGUCUGAGUGACUGAGUGUGUGUGUGUGAGUGAGUGAUUGUAUGAGUGUGUGUGUCUGAGUGACUGAGCGUGUGUCUGUGAGUGACAGUGUGUGUGUGUGUCUGUGAGUGACUGUGUGCUUCUGUGUGUGUGUCUGUGAGUGACAGUGUGUGUUUGUGAGUGAGUGACUGUCUGUGUGUCUGUGAGUGAUUGUAUGAGUGUGUGUGCAUGUGAGUGAGUGUAUGAGUGUGUCUGUCAGUGUAUGAUGAGUGUGUUUGUCAGUGUAUGAGUGUGUGUCUGUCAAAUCAGUGAGAGUAUGUUUGUCAUUGAGUCUGUGUGUGACUAUCAGUGUGUCUGUCAAUGAGUGUCAAUCAGUGUGGGUCUGUCAGUGUCAAUGAAUGAGUGUGUGUCAGAUCAAUGAGUCUGUGUCUAUCAGUGACGUCUGUGUGUUUGUCAUUGAGUGUGUGACUGUCAGUGUGUACAGAGUGUAGUGGAGCACAGCGCGGUACAGGAGCUUCUGUUUCCUGUACCUGGCCAGACUGACAGGAGGUGCUCACAGAGAGAGCACUCCCUGUCAGUCCGUCCGGGUACAGAAAACUGAAGCUCCUUUAGGGGAUCUAAGAGAGAUUCUGGUUAAGAGGCACAUAGGUGAAGAUUUUUUUUUGGGGGGGGGGGUGGGGGCGGAAAAAUGCAUCUUCGCCUAUGUACCUAAAAAUCCAAGCACCAGAAGAAAAUGAUUGGGGAGGCUCUAAAAUUUCUGAUGCCCAGCUAGGUUUAAUGACCCUCUGGUACUUCAGUGACAUAUAGAGAGCAGCAUGUCGCUGUCUAACCCAAGACCUCAACUUCUAGCAGCAAAUUGCUGCUAGUUUCCUGUUAGAGAAUAGAGAGCAUUUGAGGACUCCAAGACAAUAAUCCAGCAUACAGGGAGAAAGGACAGGCGAGGAGAGGUAGAUUUUAAAAAGCCAUAUUAUAUCACAUCACCAAGAGAGGCAAGGUAAACUGAGAAAAGAAGAGGUCACAGAACAGAGCCUUGAGGAACCCCAAGAGAGGUACAGAAGGUGGGGAGGAGGAACCAGAGAAGACACUGAAGGAACAGUUAGAAAGGUAGAAAGAGAACCAGGAGAGAGCAGUGCCAGGUCCGAAUGUUGGAAAGAAUGUAUGUAGUCAGGUGGAAUGAGCAGCAAUCAUUUGGUAGCUAUUACUUUUUCAAGUUGAAAUCUGUAUAAACUUUCUUAAAUAGCAUUAUAUUAUGAUUUCCAAUAUUUAAGAAUGUAGUAAUACAUAUGGCAUGAACUUUAACACAUGAAUAAAACUGAAGUUAUAUCAACCGUUCAAGAAGAAUCUUGAAAGCCUGCUGGUUUUCUCAUUUAUACCUUUCUUCAAAGUGUUUUUUUUUUGGCACGGCUCAGGAGCACAUGAUGGUAUGUGAAUAACUGCUGCUUUGCUUUCUUCCUGCCAGUAGUGUGUUUGCAUAGCCACUCCAUAUAUUAUAGUCUGGACUGUGUUCCUUACGCACACCUUCCCAUAUACCUUAUGCCACAUCACCACAGUAUUUUAUGUUAAAUGCAAUAGCAUUUUACUAGGACGAUAAUCAUACACACAUAUACAUACAUACAUUUAUUUACACACACAUGUAUACACUAGCUAUCAAUCUAUCCAUCUGUCUGUCUGUCUGUCUAUCAUCAGGGGGUACAUGUGGCACUUCAAUAAGAUUUCUGGUCCUGCUUUGGGGCCUUGUUACUCUAUGCACUUCAGUGUAAAGAAUACACAAGCAACGUAUACCCUUAAUGGAAGCGAAUUAGGGAUAACAACACACGAAAAGGACUUGGGAAUUGUUAUAGACAACAAACUAUGCACCAAUGUGCAAUGUCAAUUAGCAGUGGCCAAGGCCAGUAAGGUAUUGUCAUGCAUGAAAAAGGGCAUUCAUUCUCUGGACGAGAAUAUCAUUUUGCCUCUUUAUAAAUCACUGGUAAGACCCCAUAUUGAAUAUGCUGUGCAAUUUUGUGCACCUGUUCUAAAGAAGGAUAUUAUGGAACUGGAAAAAGUGCAGAGGCGGGCUACAAAAUUAAUAAAAGGAAUGGAACAUAUCAGCAAUGAAGAAAGGUUAACAAAUUUCAACCUAUUUAGUUUAGAAAAACAUCGCCUGAGAGGGGAUAUGAUAACAUUAUACAAAUAUAUUCGGGGCCAAUACAAACCAUUGUGUGGAAAUCUAUUCACAAACCGGACUUUACACAGGACACGAGGCCAUGCAUUUAGACUGGAAGAAAGAAGAUUUCGUCUAAGGCAAAGGAAAGGUUUUUUUACUGUAAGAACAAUCAGGAUGUGGAAUUCUCUACCUGAAGAAGUGGUUUUAUCAGAGUCCAUACAGAUGUUAAAACAGCUACUAGAUGCAUACUUGCAAAAACAGAAUAUUCAAGGAUAUAAUCUUUCAAUGUAGGGUAAUAGCUGCUUGAUCCAAGGAUAAAUCUGACUGCAAUUCUGGGGUCAAGAAGGAUUUUUUUCCUAGCUUGUUGCAAAAUUGUGCUUCAAACUGGGUUUUUUUGCCUUCUUUUGGAUCAACAGCAAAAAACAAAUGUGAGGAAGGCUGAACUUGAUGGACGCAAGUCUCUUUUCAGCUAUGUAACUAUGUAACUAUGUAACUCAUUUUAGAUCUCUGGGGUCCUUCCCAUAUUGUACUGACUGCCCCCAGCACGGCUGUAGUGGGAGAAAGUGAUGUCAGAUCACUUGCUCUCAGUUUUCAAAGGAAGGAAGUAGCUCAAGGUCGAUAUUUGGAGUCUUGUGGUCCUUUUCUUUUCACAUGCCAAGUUAAUGUUUUUGGUUUUUUUUUCAUGUAUCAGAGUCUAAAGCUGUAAAUGUAUUUUGAUUUUAGCCAUUCUGGCAUAGUGAGUAAAAUUGAGUUUUCUUUUGUCUAAUUAUGAGUGCUCCAAAACAACCUUUUGUUUUGUCAAUAUUUUUCUUCGUUCACAUUAACUGGAGUGUUCUGUACACAGUAAUCUAACAAUGUAGCUUAGUGUCAGUUGACUGUGAAUGGGGAUUAAAGCGGCUCUGUCACCCCACCCUCCAAAAUAGUAUUUAAUAGAUAGGAUCUUUAUGAAAUAGUCACAUUUAAUGAAAUUCCAACCCAGUCAAAAGUUACACUGAGACAAACUAGGGACUAAUUUGUCUUUGUAUUUUUCCUAUGCUUUACAAAGCUGGACACUGGGCGGAGCUACCUUUUCACAAGUUUGUCAUUUCCCAAAGCAGUCAGCGAUGAUUGUAGGGAAACCAAGCUCUUUCUAUGGAAGAUCACAUGGUUGCGCAUGCUUGAGAGAACAGCAUUGCCAUACUGAACCGCCAGUAGCUAAAGAGGGCUGGACUAAAGAGACAGGUUCAGGUAUGCAUAAAAUACCUUUCCCUGCACCUGCGGCCCACAGCUUACGCAAAGAACCCAGACGGUGACAGAACCUCUUUAACUCUAAAUUGAGGCACAAAUCACUGAUCUGCAGACACAUUUCUCACUUAGAUCCGGCAGUACACGCAUAUCUUUUGCAUGAGAGAAUAUGAUUGGCUGGCUGCUAUCCAUGGCCAGCCAAUGGAAGUUAACAGCGCUCUUUCAGUGUUUGUUUCUCUGCCUCUUCUCCCCAACUCCUCUCUGUUGGUGUCCCCCAAGGUUCAGUCCUUGGUCCCCUACUGUUCUCCAUCUAUACUGCCUCCUUUGGUAAACUCAUUAGCUCCUUUGGCUUCCAAUAUCAGUUCUAUGCAGAUGACAUGCAAAUCUACCUGUCCUCUCCUGAUCUCUCCCAGUCCCUCUUGACUAGUGUCUCUGAUUGCCUCUCUGCUAUUUCUAACUGGAUGGCUGCCCACUUCCUUAAACUAAACUUAACCAAAACUGAAAUUCUGGUCUUUCCUCCCUCAAGUGUUGUUACUCCUGUGUCUGUCUCCCUCCAAGAUCUACGGUGCUACCAUCAGCUUCACCAGGCAGGCUCGCUGCCUAGGUGUUCUCUUUGAUUCCGACCUCUCCUUCAAGCCUCAUGUUCAGUCUAUCGCCAAAUCCUGUUGUUUCCAUCUCAAAAACAUUGCGUGCAUCCGCCCCUACUUAACACCAGAUGCAACUAAGGUGCUGGUCCAUUCUACUGUCCUUUCUCGUCUUGACUACUGUAAUCCGCUUCUCAUUGGUCUUAAAUGCUCCCAACUUGCGCCAUUACAGUCCAUAAUGAAUGCGGGGGCGAGGCUCAUCUUCCUGUCUGCCCGCACCUCCCACGCCUCACACUUCCGUCAGUCCCUACAUUGGUUUCCUAUAAGAUAUAGAGCUCAAUUUAAAAUUCUGGUUCUUGCUUUCAAAUCUCUACAUAAUGUUGCUCCCACCUAUCUAUCCUCCCUUAUACACAAGUAUGUCCCGUCUAGGACCUUACGAUCUGCUGAAGACUUACGUCUACUAUCCGUACUACCACCUCUGAUGCUCGCCUUCAAGAUUUCUCGAGGACUGCACCGUUCCUGUGGAACUCGCUUCCCUCCUCCGUUAGAUGCUCACCCAGUCUCCACUCCUUCAAAAUAUCGUUAAAAAUCCACUUCUUCAUAAAAGCAUAUCAAUUAAACUGUUAAUAGCUCCCGACUGAUUCCUCUUCUGCAACUGUCACUAGUCUAAUACUAUCCUUACCUUUUUGUGUCAUUUUACCCCACUCCCUCUAGCAUGUAAGCUCAUUGAGCAGGGCCCUCAACCCCUCUGUUCCUGUGUGUCCAACUUGUCUGGUUACAUCUACAUGUCUGUUCUUCCACCCAUUGUAAAGCGUUGCGGAAUUUGAUGGCGCUAUAUAAAUAACAUAAUAAUAAUCAAAGUUCACAUAGACAAUAGCAAAAUCUGUCAGGAUUAGUGUGUGGGUGAAAUUAUCUGCAGAUUUACUCACAGUCCGUCAGUGGCUCCCCAGGACUCACUGCUACAUGGAGUAUUUCAGUCAUGGGUCAAACUGCACUGUGUAAUGUGAAUAUGAUGCUCACUGAGAAUGCUAAAGAAUAUUUAAAUGCCCAUGGGGGAAAAAACAAGACAGGAUAAAGGUGCAAAGAAAACAAAAUUCAAGGAGGAAAUUAUCUAAAAAAAGUAUGGCAAGAUAUUCCUUUGUCUUGGUGCUUAUUACUGACAUCUGCAGCAAUUGGUGUACAUUGUCAGUUAACAUAUACCAGAAGGGAUUUUGUUAUAAGUCAUUUGAAUUUGGAAUCUGAGAAAUCAGAAUGCUGUGUUAACACCCAUACAGUUAUUUAUAUGCUUGAAGACACAGAGAGAGGUCUAGUAAGUCUGAAAUUGUUAUAGUUAUUACAGACUUUACUGUCUGACAAGAGUUUAGAAAACAAAACUAUGCUGGCAAAAACAUGAUAUCCAAAGCUUAGCUCAAGCCAGCUACCGCCUCAUCUGUAGUACAACCUUGCUCCCAUUGCCUGUGUAGUUUUAUGCUUUAUGCUGUGAGGAUAUUUAUGGAGUGAUAAACAUUAAAAAUUAUAAAAAAAAAAAAAAACAAUAAUAAUUUUUAUUAUAUAAAAAAUUGAUAUAUUGGCAGUGUUCCCCUUGAUUAAUUUAAUGCAAAGAGUUACCCCCUAUUAUAGACCCUGGAGUAUGUUUUAUUAGUAUUUCACACAUUAAUCACAAAUGAUUAUAAAAAUAUAAUUUAUUGGGGGCGGGGCCUAGCUGUUAUGGUGGAGAGACGCAUUGUGAAUGAGCUCCUCCAAUAUCUCGAUGGAAAUUGUAUUUUGUAUCUUCACCAAACUAAAUCACGAUAAAUCAAGUUAAGCAAUUGCACUCCUGACUUACCUGACAAGUAGUGCUCCAGUAAUCACCUUGUCAAGAGCUUUGUUAUCACAUAGUGGCAGAGGUGGCCUAGUACAAACACGGCGAAGGGGCGGCCAACCUCCAGGCCUGGGAAUGCACAGGAGCAACCACUUUCAAGCAACAGCCCCGUUACAUCCUCCCCCCCUUUGGACCAGUGGGACUGAUCCCUAUCCACACCUCAGAGACGACCGAGAUUCAACAAGCCAGGGGUACGAACCCUUAGAAAUGGGAGAAAAGUUCUCAAAGACAUCCAACAUGGAGAAGACCGCAUGUCUUGUUAACCCCAGCACUGCACAACUUGAUUUUGAAGCCAGGUUGAACAAAAUAUUUGCUGACUUCUGGAGGAGGUUGCAGAACAGGGUCAGUGAGCACCAGCAACGAUGCAACGUCCCAGAGAAGAAAACCCAGCCCUCUAGAAAAUUCCCAAGCCGACCCCGGCGGCGAGACCUGGCUACAGGACAGAGGCAAACCCAAGAACAGAGGAGACGUCUAAUCCACCACAAGUCGGCAGGAGCUGGACGCAGCCUAGCUACAGGUCAGCUUAAGCGUGGGAUCCACCCUGCAAUAUCCAGACAGAAUGGCAUCCUAGAGGGACUUCUGGGGCCACAACUGGGCUCAUCGCUACACUCCCCCACGGUACUACCAAGGCCCACGAGCGUGCUCAUACGCCUGAUAACUGAUUUGCUGAAACAACACUCUGCUAAGCCCCAAAGUGGCAUUGUCUGAUGCGAAACCUGAACUCCUACCAGCUGGCAUUGUGCUCCUUCUAAUUAACACGCCUGAUUAACAUUGCCUGACACCUCCACUGUCGAUAUCUAUUUUAUUGUAUUUGUUUACAGUUAUGGUUUCCUCUUUUGGUUUAAAAUGUAUUGUGAUUCCUCAGCUCAAUGCCGUUAGAUAGGCACACUCUGCUUAUAUAACUUAAAACGUUACAAGUAUCUGGGCGCCUCUUAGGUGUUCUAAUCUCUCUGUCUGUCAUACUAUAUGUUUCCUAGCUUACCCAGGCAUUCUGACCAGAAACAUAUAGUACAGCUUGACUACUACUCUAUUAAAUCAAUACUUUAAUAAAUUUGUGCACGGUCUUUCAAAUGACUUGCAGUGUUCUGUCAUGUACCUCAAAUUGUCAUAUAUCUGAAAAUGCUUGCUAAUGCUGUUGGGGCAUGGCAGAUAUGUUUUAUAUCUUUAUGCACGACAAAAAUAAAGAAUUGAAUAUAUAUAUAUAUAUAUAUAUAUAUAUAUAUAUUAUUUAUUGUAACAAUUAAUAUUUGAAUAUUCAAGUAUAACAUAAGUAUACACUACAGCUGCAGUUAUAACACAAUUACAGAUAGCUCAAUAGCAACACAUUCCACAUUAAUUAAAUUUUCAACAAGAUUUACUAACGAAAACUUCAGCUUCAGCUAGACACUCCUUAACACAGAACACAGAUCCUGGCAUCACACAACAGCACAGCUUACAGACAUAACUUUUUCUGUCAGUUUGAAUCACACUGAGUUAACUCGUUCACUGCUGGCUACAAUGCUUACAGGAAAAACACCUUUAAUAUUGCAAUUAACAAAUACAAUAUUUCUCACAAAAAAAAUCAGUUAAAAUAUUCCUUUCCCAUUCAGUAACCAAAAUAAUAAUGGAACCAAAAUGUUUACACUGUAGAUGAUUAAAGAUUAACUAUCGCUGAGUUCAGAUAAGCCAAUAUCUCUGGAUUAUGGUUUGAUAUGCUAAACCUGGCAAAUUACCAGUAAAUAUAUUGGUCACUUAUUCCACCUGCAGCAAUGGAAUGUGGAACCAUAUAUUCCCUCAGCAAACUUAGAUUUCAAAAGUUAGAAAUCUGAUCAUCCAUAUCCAGGUAUAUUUCUACUUUUAGUAAAAAUGUAUUAAUUUAAAUUAAAUUAAAUAAAACCAACAUAUUUACCAGCUUUCUUGUAGAAAUUCUUUAAGCUUGGAGAUGUAUUCCUUCCAUGAUGACUGCAGAUAUGAGUAAGUUUUUAAAUGGAGAUUGUAAUUAAGACCGUUCUGAUUAUUAAAGGAUUCCAGAUUUAAUUGGAAGAGAUACAUUGUUAGAUUAAGGUUGUCAUCUAGACUUUGGUCAAUAGAUGGUGUUGUAACUAUUACAUUGUCUGCCUACCUUUAAGUCAUCAGAAAAUAAUCACCUCUAAAUCCCUAUCCUCAGAUGUGGAGGUUAGGACUCUAUCAAAUAUUCUGUACUCUGCCCUUGGGUUUUUUACGUCCAAGAUGCAUUAUCUUUCACUUAUCCACAUUAAAUGUCAGUUGCCACAGCUCUGACCAUUUUUCAAGUUUACCUAAAUCAUUUGCCAUUUGGCUUAUCCCUCCUGGAACAUCAACCCUGUUUCAUAUCUUAGUAUCAUCAUCAAGACCUUCUGCAAUAUCACUAAUAAAAAUAUUAAAGAGAAUGGGUCCAAGUACAGAUCCCUGAGGUACCCCACUGGUGACAAGCCCAUGCCUCGAAUAUACUCCAUUGACUACAACACUCUGUUGCCUGUCACUCAGCCACUGCCUUACCCAUUCAACAAUAUUGGAAUUCAAACUUAAAGAUUGCAGUUUAUUGAUAAGCCUUCUAUGUGCAACAGUGUCAAAAGCCUUACUGAAAUCUAGGUAAGCAAUGUCUACUGCACCACCCUGAUCUAAUAUUUUAGUUACCCAAUCAAAAAAAUCAAUAAGAUUCGUUUGGCAUGAUCUCCCUGAAGUAAACCCAUGUUGUCUCUGAUCUUGAAAUCCAUGUGUUUUUAGAUGUUCAACAAUCCUAUCCUUUAACAUGGUUUCCAUUACUUUUUCAACUACUGAAGUAAGGCUUAUUGGCCUAGAGUUGCCCGACUCCUCCCUACUACCUUUCUUGUGAAUGGGCACAACAUUCGCCAACUUCCAAUCUUCUGGGACUGCUCCUGUUAAGAAUGAUUGGUUAAAUAAUUAUGUUAAUGGUUUUGCUAGCACACCACUAAGCUCUUUUAAUAACUUUGGGUGUAUUCCAUCAGGUCCCAUUGACUUAUUUGUCUUUACUUUUGACAGUUGAAAUAGAACCUCUUCCUCUGUAAACUCACAUGUAACAUUUGUCCUUUUUCCUAACUGAGGCCCUUUUCCUUCAUUUUCAUCUUUAAAUACUGAACAAAAAUAUUCGUUGAGGCAGUCAGCUAGACCUUUCUCCCCUUCUACAUACCUUCCUUCUUUUGUAUUUAAUCUAACUAAUCCUUGUUUUACUUUUCUUUUCUCAUUUAUGUAUCUAAAAAAUGUUUUGUCCCCGUUUUUUUUGCUGACUGUGAUAUUUUCUCUUCUGUGAUUUGGAAGCUUUUAUAACUUGCUUAGUCUCUUUCUGCCUAAACUUAUAGAUCAUUCUGUCUUCCUCACUCUGGGAUUUUUAUAAUUGCUAAAUGCUAACUUUUUGUUUUUUUACUGUUUUGGCCACAUCUGGGAGUACCACAGUGGUUUCUUGAAUUUAUUGCUUUUACUGACAAGCCUAAUGCAAUUUUCUGUUGCCUUCAAUUAGUGCAACUUUUAAUCCCAUUUCUCUUGGACUCCAUUUAAAUUGCUCCACUCUGAUAAUAACUCCUUUACACAUAUUCUAAUUUUAGAAAUGUCUGUUUUUUUUAAAGUCUAAAAACAUUUGUUUUUGUGUGGUGUGACUCAGUCACUGUUCUUAUAUUAAACCACACUGACUGAUGAUCACUGGAUCCUAAACUUUCACCUACAGUAAUAUCUGAUACUAAAUAUAUAUUUGUUAACACUAAAUCUAGUAUGGCCUCUUUACGAGUAGGAUCCUCAACAACUUGUUUUAGAGACAAUCCCAGUAGGGAGUUUAGAAUAUGUGUGCUCCUGGCACAAGCAGCUAUUUUGGUUUUCCAAUUCACAUCAGGAAGAUUAAAGUCACCCAUGAUGAUAACUCCCCCCUUCAUUGUUAUUUUAGCUAUUUCCUCAACUAGUAGAUUAUCUAACUCUUCCAUUUGUCCUGGGGGCCUAUAAAUAACACCUACACUUAGGUUACUGUGCGAUUACCAAAUUCUAACGUAACCCAAAGGGACUCUAUGUUCACCUCACUAACUUUUUUAGGCUAGAUUUCAUGAUAUCCUUCACAUACAGGGCCACCCCUCCCCCUUUCUUGUCUACCCUGUCUUUUCUAUAUAAAGAGUACCUUAAAAUUGCUAUGUCCCAAUCAUUUUUCUCAUAAUACCAUGUCUCAGUAACAGCGACUAAAUCUACAUUAUCAGUUGCCAUUAUUGCCAAAAGUUCAUGGAUCUUAUUCCCUAAACUGUGAGCAUUUGUAGACAUGACUCUAAGCUUAUAAUUUUUUAACACACUUGCUACAGGCACCAUCUGUCCUUGUUUUGGGGGGCAAUUGGAUUGAUGUUUUAUCACCCUUUUGCCCCCCUUGCCCCCCAGUUUAAAUACAUCCUAGCAAAACCUCUGAACUGCUCACUGAGAACAUUUGUUCCCUUUUGAGAAAGAUGCAAACCAUCUUUUUUGUACAGUUUAUUUCCAUUCCAAACAGAGCUACCAUGAGAAAUAAAGCCAAAUCCUUGCUCCCGACACCAUUCUCCAAACCACAAGUUAAAGUCCCUAAUAUGCAUAUGCCUGUCGUUCUGAGUGUUAUGCACAGGCAAAACUUUAGAGAAUGACAGUGUGGAAGCAACCUGCCGUAUAUCAUUGGCAAAAACACUAAAAACUUCCUUUACCUCUGAAACCUCAUUGCAAGCCAAGUCAUUUGUCCCUAGAUGGACAAGUACAUCCAAUUCCCCUUCCUGCUUUGCUCGCUUAACAAUAUUACAAUUACGUCUCCUGUCACUGUGAGCAGUAGCUCCGGGAAGACAUCUCACAAAACCUCCAUUGUCCAUCUCCACACCUAUGAUAGAAUCCCCCAACAACAACUGCUUUCUAUUAGGCCUCACUAUAGUCUCCAAGCUUUUCUCCACAACACCACAUAACUUGGUGCCUGAACCUGUCUCCAUUAUCUGGAUAUAUGCAUUUGAAUACACGUUAGUGCUAAAGUAAGUCUCUCGCUAUAUCCUGAUAUCGACCUCGGCUUGUAUUGACUACAUAACUUAAAGGAACACUAUAGUGGCCGCAGAACAAGGCAUGGUAAAUAACCGAUAAGACAUGGUAAUUUGGACAUGUAAGUUUGCAGGCUGUGGUAGAGUCGGUCUGAAGCAGAUACAAGCAAACUUAUGAGGAGAGAUUAGGCUAUAAAGCAACUAUUUUAGCUUGGAUAUGGAGGAGCUAUAUAAAAAUGCGUCCAGACAUCUUGUGUGUCAGGCACCACCGCGAAGAUAUAUAUUUUUAAUUAAUUGAUUUGGUGUGCAGUGGGAAAUCUUUAUGUAAACUGUAACUUUUUAUCCAACCAAGGAGUAAAAUUUAUUUAAUAUCAAGAAAAGGGCAGGUAGAGAAGAGUCCAGGUAUGUAAGCAUAAAGAUUAUGUCACGGCCCCCGGCUCAUGGCCGCAUGUGGUCACACCCGAUCAGUGCGACUACACAAAGGAAUUACCUGUGCAGCAGCGAGCCGGGAGCCGACCCGCUCAGGCGACCAUCCCCUCCACACACCCCACCUGCAAAGGUCACGACGUCAACGCACACGCACGUUCUGGGGUCAGAGCCCAAGCUGUGACCAAUCACAGCCCAAGGAGGGGUAUUUAAACUCCAGAAUACCUUAGCUCAUUGUCCUGUCAUGGUUUCUGUUCCUGUUAUCCGAAAAUGCGUUUUCCUGAUCUUGUUAUUGAUAUUCUUGGUAUUUGACUUUGGCUAUUCCUGACUCUUCUGAUCUUGUGUAUUUCUGGCUCAUUUGACCUUUUCUAUUUUUCAACAUAUUAACCCGGCCAUUCUAAGGACUGGUUUACGUUCUGUCUGCUUUUCUGUUCUAUGUAAAUGUUACAUAGUUCUGUGUGCUCGAUCAUAUAGUUGUCGUGACAAUUACAUAAUCUGCGUAGUUUGCAUUUUUGCUAGGGUAAUGUCUAAAGGACGGGGUAUCACAUAUUUUGAUCAGGAGGGUUUAAAUACAUAAAGCAAGGGGAAAGGGGGAAUCCCUGCCUACUACCAUUAUGAAGACCAUAUUUGAUUGCUGUAUGUGAAAUCUCAUUUAUGUUAGCCACAAUGUAGGCCAGGCACAUUGCAUGAUUAUUAUUAUUAUUAAAAUUAAAUAUAAGUUGAUCUGGCAAAAGACCACAUUUAUUAAACAUGAAUGUAUCACUAAAUCCAUCUCUCUCUCACUCACUCUUCUAGCCAUUUCAGAUUAAUGGAAGAACAUAAGACACUCUAGGUUGUUUACUACAGUACAAUUUCAUAAUAAAUCUGAAAUUUUAGGAAAAGAUUACUACAUUGGGAAAAAAGAAUCAAAGCCACCAUGUUUUCAUUUUGGCGAUUUUUAAAUUCACUUUGAAUUGCUGUCAGUUUACAGCAAGGAAGACAUUUAUCAUCAAGAGUAGUGACAGUUCCCCUUUAAUGUAACACUUGAACAUAUAUUGUGAUCUAGUAGGACUCGGAAAUAACUUAGUAAUUGUUUGUUUUGUUUUUGCAGAGUUCUCUGUCAAAAGUUUCUGUACAUUUGUGGACAUCACCAACUUCUCCAGGCUGCAGGUUUUACGAUUGGAUGGAAAUGAGAUCCAAAGAAAUGCUAUCCCACCAGACACACCCCUCUGCUUGCGUAAUACUGACAUCAUCCACGUCUAACUAUACUGAGGAGCAUAUACCACGUACUGGCUCUCCGGAACACCAUCACUACCAAAUCACCCACAUUCUGAACUUGCAAAUGGUCUCAGUGCUAUUCACUACACCAGGAAUUUCCCAGUCAGUUCCUGACUAUUCCUUCUUAAGUGUGUAACACUGAUAGACAAUAAUUAAUAUAAGUGAAUAUGUGCACUAGAAUAAUUAAUCAAUUAAAAAGAAAAGUUUAAUAGUGAGGUUUGGUUGCUGUCAGGAUGAGAAGGGGAUUAUAGUGACAAAUCUACAUAAACAUGACACUAUGCUUUAAUCUAUUCUUCUGUGCUGCUUCUAUGAAAUGAGUCUUUACAAAAUACAAAGUGCAAAAGGAACGUAUUGUAUACAUAACAGAAAUGUAUUUUUGAGAUAUCAUAGAAAGCUCAAACACAGUGAGAAAGCAUUGAUAUUCUAAUAAUAUAUGCGCUUGACAGUAGCAGAUCAUUGGCUCUUUAUAAAAGAUAACGUCAAGGAAAAUGCUCCGUAAGGACUUCGUGAAUGUGGUCAGUUACACUCUCCUUGUUGUAUGUUUGUGGAGCCUGUUAUCUGCAUUUAUACCCUGUUGUGCACAUAAACCAUAGCACCACUGCAUCGAUUUUUAUCAAUUUUUUUGCUUUCUGAAGGCACCUGUCCUAUACUAUGAAAUGCAUGACAGUGACACCGUAACUCCUAUCAGAAUGGAGUUGUUUACAAAAAGUUAAUUCUGGUGCAAUGUUCUGAAGGUGGAUCAGCAUGAACAUUCCACCAGUUUCUAUAGUGGCUGUUGCCCUUAUAGAACUUUGACAUGGCACUGUUACAUCCUGCAUAAGGUACUUAGAAAAGUGACCCAAAACUCUCUUGAAGAUGAGACUACACUACCCAAAGUCUGUUUAGACGCCCAGAUAAGAUAAUGUUGUGAUACAUGGACAGUACUUGUAUCACCCCUGAUUUUAAGAAAACAAGUUGUUGAUCCCACUCCUGUUGCAACACUUGAUAAUCCCCAUAUUAGAAAGGUAUAGAAUUUAUAGGUCCUGUAGGUAGGAUCAGAUUGUGCAGUAUUAGUAGCCAACUACUUGUUACAUGGUUCCUGCAUACUUUCUGCUCCAGGUCACUAGUAUCCUACAGUUUUCUACUACAGGAGUAAUGUUAGUUUCCUGUCAGAAAUUAUCAUUAAAGAAACUUAUAUAAAAUGGUACACGAUAUGGUACACUAUAUGGCAGAGGAGCAGAGGUUGACAUCAUUCCUUUAAACAAGUAAAAUGAAGCAAUUGGAGGUUUUUAAUUCUGCUAACCAGAUAACCAGAUAACAUGGCAGAAAACUGCACUUAUAAUCAUUACUCUUACAGUAUCUUGCAUGCACAAGGGCAUGUUUCCAAUGCAGUCCAACAGUAAAAGUGAAGAAUAGUUUAGAUAACCUCUACAUAAUCCCAUAAUGCACUGCAGUAACAACUUCAAUAGUACAUUCAAUCCCCUAUAUACAAUAUGUAGUUAGGGCCAAAUUUACAUCAUGAACCUGUAGACACAAAAUUUUCAAACACCCCCUAAUCCCCAAUCCUUUGCAAAUUAUUAAAAAGAAAAGUUGACUGUUUAAAUAUGAUAAAUAUUGUUGAAUAUACACACACAUAUAGAGUGACUGUGUGCAUGUAUAUGUGUGUGCAUGUAUUAACAGUGUGCAUAAAUGUCUGAGUGCAUAUCUAUGUGUGUAUGUGCGUAUCAGUGUGUGUUUGUAUAGAGUGCGUAGCAGCAUGUGAAGUCGUGUGUCUGUAACAGUGUGUGUGUAUAGUGUGGGUAGCAGCAUGUUUGUGUGUGUGUAACUAUGUGGCUAGCAGCAUGUAUAGCGGUUUGUGUAUGUGUUACAAUGUGGGAAAACAGAAAAAAAAUGUGGAAAAAAAUUCAAAUUUAAAACAUAAAUAUUUCUAAUAUUUUCAUAAUGUAAUCACCCAAGGAUAAGUGAAAGAAUGUUUUAACUCACUAUCAACAAGUUGGAAAAAACAUACUAUUCGAUAAGAUAAGUUUAUCUUUUAACACGUUUAAGAAAAAGUAUGACAAAUACAGAAAAAGUACAAUCACCAGGGGUCAUCAUUGCACAAAAAAUUGGACUACUGUCUCUUAUCAUGUUACCCUAAAAACGUCACUCAGGGUCUCUGUUGUGCUGGUAUUAUAGCUACAAUUAGUAUUCCUAUAGUGUGAUCCUAGCGUAGCAGGUGAAAUGCGCAUCGAGUGCUUGGAUACAUUACAGUGGAACCUCGGAACUCGAACUUAAUCUGUUCCAGAAGGCUGUUCGAGUUCCGAUUUGUUUGAGAACCGAAUCAACGUUUCCCAUAAGAAUUAAUGUAAAAUUGAUAAAUCCGUUCCAGACCCCCAAAAUUACAGCAUUUUACAUUUAUACGUAUGCAUUAAAAAUAAUUCUCAAAUUAUAUUACGUGCAAUCUUCCUCUUCCUCUUGUUCUCCUCUGUCCUGCCCCCCUGCAGCUCACCUCUCUGCUCCCCCUUGCUGGGAGGAGUGGGGACCCUCAGAGUCACAGUCAGUACAGGUCCCCUCGGUUGAGGUUUUGGGGUCCCCCUCAAACAGGGUCUCUGAGCCUGAAGAGGAAGGUGAUGAGGAUGAUGAAGCGGAGGAGGUACCUGGGUCCAUGUCCUGGGAAAGUUUGUCUUCCAUGGUGAGCUCACUGUCUGCUUGUCGCCGAGCACAGUCAGGCAAUCCCAGUGAGAGCGGAGUGUGCACUCAUGGGCUCCUAGCUGGCCAGCUCUCACCUGGUGAGAUUGGGGAGGAUGUGGUGACAGCUGGCUGGAGGAGCCACAUGGCCCCGGUAAGCGUUUUUUUGAUGUUCGGGUACCAAAGAUUGUUCGCGUACCAAGAAAUUUUUUACUCAAAAUUUGUGUUCGACUUCCAAAUUUUGUUUGAGAACGGGACCACUGUAUUUAUUUUGUCCUUGUUCUCCUUCCUAUAUCCUGAUGGGAAUUUCUGAAUGCAGGGUUCUGGAAUGCUGGAAAAUUAUAAGGGGAAAUCCUUUUGUAUUAAGCCUUCGGACAAGGGCCAGAAUAGGGAACAGCCAUUCCAGCUUUUUGCUCUCUAGUGUCUCUGUUUGGGAUCCAGCUUGGUAAAUGUUUGACUCUUAUUGAAACAUUCUAUCUUCAAAUGUAGCCUUUGGAGUAGAUUUUCGUAUUAUACUAUGUUAGUAUAGUUACAUUACUAGUCAUAGGCUAUAGGAAUAGUAGAUUUACGACCGGCGCAACAUAGACCCCUAGUGGCAGUUUUUGGGCUUACAUAAUAAAAGAUAGUAGUGAAAUAGUGACCCCUGGUGAUUGUGUGGGGUUACACAGGAAGGGAUUCAAAGGGAUAUAUAUAUGUACUUUAUCAAUUAGUGUUUUUUUCUAUGCUUGUACUUUUUCUUGUACUUUUUAUGUUGAUAGAUAAAGGUACCUUAUUGAAUAGUAAGUUUUUCCAACUUGUUGAUAGUUAGUUGAGACAUUAUUUCACCAGUAUAUAAUUAGAUAAUGAAUUAGGUGAUUAGAUAAUACCUUUAUUCUAAUUAUCAUAAUAAAAGUUAUGUUUUAAAUUGGAUUUCCCCCCCUCAUUUUCCUUUUUCUGUUUAGUGAAACAGAAGGGCUUAAACUCCUUAAAUUUUAUGGACAUCUUUCCUAUGCCCUAGGGAUUCUUUUCUAUUAUAUAGUUAACAGUGUGGGUAGUAGCAAUGUGUGUGUAGAUAGUAUGGGCAGGGUAAUGUGUGUGUAACAUUGUAGGCAGCAAUAUGAGUAGCAAUGUGUAGAAGUGUGUGCAUUCAAGGUAGCAGUGUAUGUGUGUGUAUAUGCCUGGUAUUUGUGAGUUGGCCAUUCUGGCCCACAGUCCUGCUCCCUCCUGGUAUUUGUGAGUUGGCCAUUCUGGCCCACAGUCCUGCUCCCUUCAUGUAAACACUGUGCUGUGUUCAGUCUGAGAAGGCAGACAUUGCACAACUCAAGCACCCUCAGACUGAAUGCAGUGAUCCCAGAGUGCUGGAACAUCUAUUCCAGCAAGCAAACAGCAGACACUGGAAUAGAUAAUAGAGAGGUAGGGAGAGAAUUUAGCAGGAAGAGUAGGAGCCCCCAACAGGCAUGUGCCCACUUUGUCUAAUGGGAAAUUCGGCCCUGCAUUCAGUUCUUUUUGUGGGUGAAAAACUGUUAUUUGCAUUCUCUUGGCUUUCCAGAGUAUCUUGGCGUAGCAAGUUCCCCUGGCAGACGUGGCAUAUUUAGGCUAUUCUUGCAUUGUAUUCAGCUUAAUUAUUUUAUGAAAAUCUAUGAAACCCAAUGUAUAUAAAUAUGUAUAUCACUAUAAAUAUAAAAGGUAAGAAAUAAAGAGACUAUAUCUGUAUUAUACGCACAAAUGAACUGAAGUUACUGACAGUCUUUUUCCAUUUUCUUAAUUCUUUGGUACAGCAUAUUGCGGUUCAGAAUUGUCUGACUGUGGUUGUAUGCUGCCCUCUGGUGUCAUCCGAAUAUAUUACAAUCGGCUAAAAGGCAGUGUGUAGUGGAGAAUUUGUUUCCAGAGGAAUGCUUGCUUUUAGUGUGGCG
Messenger RNA from Pelobates cultripes (western spadefoot toad), 44653 nucleotides. The record is from the annotation of a GenBank genome assembly. Lineage: Eukaryota; Metazoa; Chordata; Amphibia; Anura; Pelobatidae.